Molecule: messenger RNA, 54598 nt
Organism: Pocillopora meandrina
Lineage: Eukaryota; Metazoa; Cnidaria; Anthozoa; Scleractinia; Pocilloporidae
Source: the annotation of a GenBank genome assembly
AUGCAAGCGGGCGUUAUGAUAUUCACAUGUCUUCAGCAGCUGAUUACAUAUCUCAUACUAUUUUGGCCUCAAAUGACAGGUAUAAUUAAGUAUUCUUGGUCGGUUCUCAUUGCUGAUAACCUUUCCAAAAUUAGAAGUAUUGGCUAAUAUAAUCUUUAUUGUAUGGUUUCGAAACUCACACUCUGAGCAUAUAUUCUUGAAUGCGUUUUAAGCUUUUAUUAUCAAGACUUCGCCUUAAUAAUCUGGCUCUGUUUAUAAUUUACAGAAAUUAUGAUAUAGAAAAAUAUCUUAUUGCCGCCUGUUUUGCAAUUUAGAGUUUGCUUUAGAAGAUACAUGUUACCACGCGCUUUAUAACUUUCGUCAUUAUCACAUCCACUUGGAGGAAUGGCUUGGUUUUUUAACAUUGAUUUUGUGACAACGCAUUUAGAAACCAAAAGAACUGAUACAGCUACGGGUUUGAACUGGAAUAAACACCUGUUCAUGUUAAAUUGUUCGUCGAGCUUCCAUCUUUAACUUUCAUCUUGAAAUUGAUUUUUGUUUUUUAAAAUUGAUUUUGUAGGUUGUUGUUCUUAGCUUUUAGUUUGUUUUGCAUCGACAAAAUUUUGUUCUUAAAUUUUAAUAAAUAGUUAUUAUAAUAAUAAUAGACUUUUACAACACAUUUUCAAAGUUUUGAGUCUGCUUUUGCAGUUUUAUGUUGAAAUUCGUGUUGAGCUUUUACGGUUGUUGCUCGGGGCGGAUUGGAGAAGAGAAGCUUAAAGACGAAAAUCUGUUUAUGAUCGUUUUCCUUUCCUAUUGUUGUUAUGUAUUGUUAUGUGGUCAAAACGAACACAAAACUGUUCAAAAUGUUGAAGCCAAAAUUUUAUUGGUAUUAGUAGUAUCUUGUAAUAAUCUGAGAAAAGCAACGGUAAUGAUGAGGAAUUGUAUGCUUACAAUUUUCAAGUGUCGCUCUCGGAUUUUCAAACAUGGGUCUUUCGCAUUUUACCAUCACCGCCCCUUUAAAUCAACGUCUUAGUGAUUUUCAAUAUUGAUGAUAUCGGUGGUGACUGAGACAGAUUAAGAUAUCAAAUGACGUUAAAUCGGUAGCUUAAGAACUGUGCCACUUUUCAUGCAUCAUUAUUGGAGUGUUGAAAAUUUCCGCCAAACGGAGGUAAAAUUUGAUGAAGAAAAGGCAAUCAUCAAGAAGGAAAAAUAGUCCUGAUGAAACGAGAAUGGUUGAGUAUGACAAGUAUUAAGACGGAUUACUCAUGAUAAAUUUGAAAAAUUUAGGCUAAAUACCCUGAGCUGUCAAUUAGUGACGUAAAUGAGCAUAUUUGUAAUGUGCGUAACUUUGCACUUACCUAAUGGCACGACAACACCACAGGUAAUGACAGAUACCUGUCAAUCAUGCUUUCUUUUGGCUUCCUAAGCACAACAGUCUCCUUUCUUUAGUGGAGAGCCCUGUUAUGAUCUUUAUCAGUGUACCAAUAUUGCACUAUUAGAAAACACUCGUUUUAUCUCUUUGGUUUUUCUUGCAUACGAGCGGAGUUCCAUAGAUAACAUCUUUCCAUUGCACCUGCCUAAUAUCACACGUGCCUAUGUGCAUGCACAACCAUGUUGGAGUGUUUCACACGAAAAAGGGUCGAACAGCCAAAAGAGCAGCACUCUUUCUAGAUUCGUUUCCGAUUUCUCAUUAAGUUUUUAAGGAGACUUGUCAGGGUAUCUGAAAUUAUUCCUAACGACAUAGAAAAUUGCCCUUUAGUCUAAUAAAGGUUUGAAGUACCAGUAGUCGUUUUCUCUGAAAUAUAGACACCAAAGAGGUAAAAACUGACAGAGCAAGGAAAAAUAAGGCAGAAAAGAUUAAUACAGAACACAAAUUUAAAUAAUGUAAUCAGUCAAUUUUUUUCGCCCUUCUUGUUGAACCGAAAGUUUCCUGUUUUGCCUGUGUUAGGUGGCAUCCGAAAUUGUUAAAGGGUGAUUUAUAGUAACGUCACUCUUCUGUCUUUUACAUCUAUAUACUGUAUGUUGAAGAUAAUGUUAAUUUUGUUAUCAAUAAUGUUUUCUCGAAGAGCCUUAAUGUAAGAAUCAUAAAGCAAUUAGCAAAUAAUUAGGAUAAAAGCCGAAGAAAUAAAAUUGAAAUGAAUUCAUCGGAACUCCAUCUAUAUUUGUUUGUUAAACUGCAUGAUCAUUUCGAAAUCAUAUCGAUUUGUUUACAAGGCAAACCUACCUUAAAAAUUUGCCGCUGUAUCAUUCCUUGUAACGGCGGUCGAGUGUUGAGGUUUGAAAACUGCUCGAGUAGGGGACACUGAAGCAUGGAUGAUUUCAAGAAAUCAUCUACCUCUCUCAUGAUAGUUCAAAAUUAUUUCCUAGUCAUGGCUAAUUCUUCAAUUGUCGUUUUAAUUUUUAACGUUUUUGUCUUUUUGCAGUGAUAAAUUCUGUGGAGGCCAGUUUAUCAGAGGGUGAGUUUAAAAGCAUGUAGAAUUGUACUUAUCUUAUCUUAUCCUACUACUUCCAGCGAGUUUAGGGUUUCUCUUAAGUCUUUUUAGGGAGUAAGUAAGUAAGUAAACUCUUUAUUCAAAGAGAGUAGCACUAAAUAGCCAAAAGGCUAAUAAACUUGGCACUGGGUAGGCUGCAUUACUCCUAAACCACCUUCAACAAAUUCAUUGCUACAACCCUCUUCAAGAGUAAGCUUAUAAAUACUUACCUUGUUACAGUUUUUCUAGCUUCAGAAACUAUUUCUUAUGUCUACAUUUCUGCAUUACAUUUAGGUAUAAGUCUGAAGUUGUUGUGAAUUGUGUUAUCGGGGAAGUGGGUUGAGUUCCUGUUGUAAGGAUAAAAAAAAUGAACUUCACAAGAUUGUGAAUGGUUAAAUUACCUUCAAAGCAGGAAAAACAUAGAAAAGUUGAAAGUAGUAAAAUGGAAAAACACAGAAAUUGGAAUGGAUAACAUUGACACAGAUGGUAAAUGAUGAAAUUCAAAAAUUCAGGUCGAACAUCUCGAAGAUGCACAGAAAAAACGUAGCUUCGCCAAAAAAAAAAUAGCUUCCUGCUGUUUGAGAAGAGCAUCAACAACGUCGUCUUAAUCGCACAGGCAAACUUCACCCGUGCAAUUAAGAAAAAAAUUGCUGCCAGGAAUAGUUUAUUAUACGUUUUAAUUAAGCCUCGUUUGCAUCAAAAUUGAACCCCUGUUCCUUCCAUCUUGUCUUCAUGUGGAUAUUCCUCUAAUUUCAUUAUGUGAGAGUACUUUUAUAAUAAAAUCCAGCGGUCGGCGCCCGGCAAAGCCUAGGGGUUAAAAAAAAAAAAAAAAACUGUGGCAGUAGUGUAAAUAAUUUUUUCCUAAGUGGCUUUAGAUGAUGUCAUAGAAGGCUGUGCCUUGAUGAGGGACCGUAAGGCGAUACCCAAACACUAGGGCCUACACAGGCUAAACAUGUCUUACGGGCGGCAGUAGACCGCCAGCAACCGGCUUUGAUUGAAACCUCUGGCAUAAAUCCUAUCUUGUAUUAAGCCAUCAACUAAAAAUAUUUGAACGUAGGAUUUUGACUUUGUUCUUUACCAGGCGACUUGCAACUUGUUGACGGAGGAAGCGAUAGCCAGGGACGAAUAGAAAUCUACUUCAACGAGACCUGGUGGAGGCUUUGCAAAUACCAUUUUAAUCACCAAGCUUUCACAUCUGUGUGCCGAACGCUCGGUCUCCCAGAUCCGGAGAGUAGGUUCUAUUACUCUGACUUUGGUACGGGUAACUACUCGUACCUACCUAGAGACUUUCAAUGUGAUAGCGAAGACACACCACUUUUGGACUGCCGCCAUGAAGAGUAUUAUGAUAGUCACUGUAAUGAGGACACAACAGUAGGGGUUUCAUGCGGGGACCUUGUUUAUGCAGGUAAGUCCGACAUCAAAUUGAUAACUGUAUAAAAGUCUAUAAAAGUAAACUCCUUCAUACACAGGAAGUAGGAUGGUCGACUGCAGCGGGCGGUUUAUUUAAGCUCCGUAAUUCCAGGUUCCGUAUCUCUCCCCGACCUGUAGCUUGAGUUGCUCUCUGCCGUCUCGAGGUUAACUGUACGUUCUUAUUUAUUGUUAUUCAAUUGGUUUUCUGCCGGCUAGAAGGGAUACUUUGCUAUUUGUUGUUUUUAUGUGGAGGCUGCGAUGUAUUUUAAUGGAUCAACGGUAACUGCGUUACUUUGAAUUUCCCUUUUCUUUUACAAAGCGUUUCUCUUCAAGUAAUAGGUCACUGGUAACUUGGAAAGCAAACAAUAUAACAAAGAGAAAAAAGAUUUGAAAAUAAUAAUGACAAUAACUAAAAAAAGGUAAUAAGUAAAAUAGAUAAAUAGGUUACUAAAAACACAGACAGGUGUGUCACCAAUGCUUUUAACCUCAUUUUAUUGUUUUACAAAAGAAUCGGUUAUGAGACCUUUUUAAUGGGGAAAUAAAGGUAAAGAGAAAUCUCCCGUAAUAUCCAAACAAUUUAUCAUUCAAAUAUGUUGCUUUAUUCUAUCAAAUAGAAUGCGAUGGUGGUUCGACCAGAACAGAUCUUUCUGGUUCAUUACAUUUCAUGAAGGGUUCAAAGCCGCAGGAGAAGGGAUGUAAAUGGAUAAUUGGGGAUGAAGGUGACCCGAAAGGAGAUCAUGUCAUUAUUAACACAUAUGUACAAAGAGGAGCUGAAUGUGGGUAAGUCAUGUUCAUUUCCCACUUUAUUUCCAAUUUUUUUAUCGUUAACGACGAGCACUUCUUUUCUAUCGACGUUUUUGUUUUCUCGAAAUGAUUUAUCUACUCUACUCGCCGCCUAAAAGCAUGAGCAUCCAAUUUUCACUCUGUCCGUACAACACACGAAGUGAGGUUAACAGCUGAGACUACAAGGAAGGUGGGGGGAGGGGGGGUGUUAGAGGAGGUAAGGUGGCAGGUUGACCGACUCGUAUUACUCCAGGUGAGCGUCACUAAAAUGCAUUGCAUUUUAAUACAAAUCAGAUACACCUAAGAUAAAUUUAUUGCAUUUUAAACGUUUUAAAUUUUUGCAGAUACACCUAAAAGAAAAAUGGAAUUUUGUAUUGAAGGGAUUGUUGAUCUUAACCUCCAGUUCAAUUCGUUUUAUUUUAGUUGAUUUUUUCAUACUAAAGUGCAUGCUAAGGAAACCGAUAUGCCCGGAGAAAAAGAAAACGAGUUUCGCACAUAUCGUUUCGCCCAAUUUCGGAAAACUUUCUAAGGGUUUUUAUAAACGUUUGUAUUGAAGAAAAGAUUGACCUUCAUGAAAUUUUGAAACGAAAAGUUACUGAAACGAACAAGUCAAUUAUAAUUUCACUGUGGUUCAAGGUAAUUCGCGCACGAAAUACUGCAGAGACGUCCGUUUGUCGUAAAAGCAUUACUCGAGAAUUAAAUUAAACGCUUUUGAAAACACUUGCGCGUGGAACAUAUCAUCGUUGCAAAUCUUUUGUACACGGAAGAUAAGUUCCGCACGCCAGCUUAUGAAUACAUGUGAAUACGGUUUCGUGAAUACUAAAACAAAGGAAUCGAGAGUUAAAGAUUGUAUUUCUGACAUAGGUAACGGCAACACAUAAUUGGAAAAGAGAUAGAAACUAGUCAAGUUGGGCGAAUCGAAUUUAUGCCUGGGCGAAACCAUUCUCGUUAUGGGCGAAACGCUUCUUGGGCGAAACUCGUUAUGGGCGAAACCCGCGGAUACCGGCCACCCGGAUCAACUACAUCUGUUUAUUUCUAUAUUGAAGGUUAUGCUUUGAUAAUAUCUUGUAGAACAAAUAAUUUAUUGAACAAAUAGUAAAAUCAUAGUAACAGAUUCCUAACCCUUCCACAGAUGAUGAUGUCAUUUUACAAAAGGGAACAAGGUUAGCUUGAAUGAAGACAUAUCAAAAGAUUUACUACAUGCAUGCUGUUUUAUUUUUCGUUAGAACGUACGUAAACGUCAAGAUGUUUCCAGACCAUUACAUUCCUCAUUCUGAAGUCUGCCGGGAGAGAGCCACCCAAAUAAUUGAAUUUGACGCUUCGAAAGUGGUUGUGGAAAUAGAUCAAUAUGUCGACGAUGUCUCUUUUGACGGAGCUUAUGUCUUUCUUCAAGGCAGUUAUAAAUCCGGUAAGCUUUGUACAGCACAGCUUAACGAAAUGUGUUGCGGCAAAUUUUUCCCUUUGUUUUUCGUUUUCUCACUUACUUGUCACCGUGUACUUUUUUUUUUCUCCUUUUUGCUCUUCGGUAUUUUGUUAAUUACGCUCCUUCUUUACGUGCUGUAAGUAAAUUUAGUUAUAUAGUUCGUUUUCUCCAACCACCAACUCGACUUAUCCUCAGCAUUUGGUAAGCGGCUUCAUUUUCAUCGUUUUCUUUAAUUUCGUUUUGCAGUGGCUUUUAGGUAGUUUGUCCGUGUUAUAACUAUUAUUUUUUCGCUCUUGUAGGAAUUUAAUUUUUUCUAACGUUAUAGUAAAAAUAUUUGCUAAGGCAUCGUGUUGUGUUUUCUUCGAAUUGGCCCUUGCAUGUUCAUUAUUCUUGUAUCCUUUUGUGUUUUCUUCGAAUUGGCCCUUGCCUGUUCAAAAUGUGUAAUUUUAUUCAGUAUUCUACUCUUAAAAGCGACAGUAACUUUUUGGUCAGUUAUCCCAAAUCUUUUUGUUGCAUGAGGAAAACAUUGAUGAAGAAUACCACAAUCCUCAAUGUUAGCACAAAUACAAAAACGUAAAGAAAAAAAAAGAAAAAAGCAAAAUAAAUCAAUUAAUUUUUUGACUGGCUUUCUAAAUUAAUUUUUUUAUAAAAAACAAAACAAAACAUAAACAACAACAACAACAACAACAAAAACAAGCCAAAAAUAGGCAAUAAAAAAUAAAAACGAAGUAAACGAACACUUCAACCAAAAAAGAGCAAAACCAGGCAGGCGAAUGAGAUACAGCGUUGCGAGCUCUUCAACUUCUUGUGGCAUUAACGCUUUAAUCUCAAUUUUUUGUCCACUUCAUUAACCUUUUGUUUUGUCUGGUCAGCUCAACAGGUCAGUGGCUGGGAUGUAAGCGUGAUCAAUAUCACAGAAGACAGUUUUCAAAUCGAGUGGACAGCAUUGACCUCUGAGAUCGUUCAGUCAGUAGAAGUCUAUGUUGUAAUCGUUGCUUCCACAACGCGACAUGACUUAGUAAAUGGAAGGAUUGUGACGUCAUCCACUUCGUCCUUGUGGCUGCACGGUUUGAUUCCUUACCAUGAAUAUCGCAUAUCAGUUGUAGCUGUGGAUGUUUUAGGUCAGCCUCACAAAAGCAGCGAGAUGACGGAAUUCACCGACGAGUCAGGUAAUUGUUAUGAAAUAUAGUUAAAUCGUUCUCGAAGUUGAACGUUUCGCCGAAAGGAAAAAUAUGUUAUUAACCUCGAGUUUGAAAUCAUGUUGUCUCCACCAUAAUUCUCAUCAUCGUGACUCUCAGUGAAUCAAUGAAUCACUCAUCCAUUUCACGUGAUUUUGCUUCAUCUUUUUGGUGUGUUUACAACAAAGCAGCGUUUUUAGGAUGAACGACACUUAUUGUUUGAAAUAAGUAAAUGAUUUUCCUGUGUUCACAAUAAGCCUCCUUUACACUGUUCAUACAAAUCAACCCUAAGAAAAAACAUUCUCCCAAAUCAAAGACGGUCCAGAAUGUGGUUGUACUAAAACAAGUAAACGUUUCUGUAUAAAACAGCUCUUUUUUUUUUGCAGUGCCAAUGUCCGGCCCUCAUAUCCAUGACAGCUAUCCCGAUGAAAUGGGCUGUGUGAAGGUCGACUGGGAUCCCAUUUACGAGCACGAUCGCAGGGGUCAAAUUCUUGGGUAUACCCUCUCGUACAUCGCUACCUGCUUUGAGUAUGACCCUGAGCAUGAUGGACAUGAGGGGAACGUUACAGUAGAUGCUUCCACUUUCAAUGUCUCACUUUGUAAUCUACGUCCUGGAUUGAAGUAUCGCCUUGAACUGGAGGGAUUUACCUCAAAGGGGAAUGGGCCGCCCACUUAUAGAGACACCUACGCAAGUAAGUAACGUUGUCAGUGUUAAGGUCUCUUUUUUAUGUAUAGUUUGGGGGGGGGAAGAGGGGUUGGAGGAUUUUUAGGAAGGAUUACACGGUUUGAGGGAGAACGGAAGGGGGGGGGUUGAUUCGUCACAAAACAGAGUGUAAAGGGGAGACUAUGGAAAAUUGACCGCCAAUAAGGGUGAUCAUUAAAAUACUACACACUUUAGAGGAGGGAGAAGAGAAAAAUUAAUUGCAGUACAAACAAAAUCCUCAAACAACCCUUACCCCACCCCCCUUAGGCGAUAAAAGAUGAUUGGAUGAUUAUUCUUCUGUGGAACUGGAUUUAUUAUCACUUAUCGUUGUUCGUUUAUUAGUGACUAUUACUAGAAUAGAUUUACUUAUAGUGGAUAACCAAUACUCAGCGAUACAACUCGUGAGUACCUUCACUUUUUUUUUCCAUUAAAAACCUCAAAACUAGAAUUCUUUCAGGAAGAGAAAAUCAAUGAAAAGGACCGGAAGUCAUAUUGAACAAAUAAAUAUAAGCGAAACAACAUCAGCAGAAUUUUUGUCGCUAUCUUGAUCGUUUUUGUUAACAAAGUUAUAGCUUUCGUAGUUUAGUUCCUGUGACACAGUUUCCGAGUGAUGAGGCGAGCGCUGCCGCGUGGGCCUGCGGCUGGAUUAAGUCUUCUUUUAGCGCACUGUUCACUGUCUACCCUCCCCCCCCUAUUAUAAAACUAAGUGCGUAGGAACUUGCAUCAAUUUCUUUCAACGUUUCCCUUAAGGCUGUGGUGGAAUGCGCACCCUUACAAAGUUGAACGGCUCAAUAGAAAGUCCUAAUAAGCCUUGUUCAUAUGGAGGAGAGCAGGAUUGUCAUUGGUCUAUUCAGCCCAAUUCAAGUAGUCCAAUUGAAACAAUUUGGAUGUGGUUUGAAGGUGUUAAUCUUGCUUAUGAUGGUCACGGAGACCGACAUUGUGGGUAAGUAUCUAAAACGCGAAGUACCUCCGCUCUACUUUUUAGCAGAAAUUUCACUUAGAUUUCAUGAUUGCUCAACGAAGUGGGUGAUGCAUACUUUGAAUUGGUUUUCUUUUUAGUUUUUAGUCAACCAGCUUUAGAUCCCUUCAAUCAGCCUUCUUCAUUUUUUUUUAUCUCACCGUAAUUCGAAUGCAAAAUUUUGGCAAAAAAAGUGCGUGGGAAUGUUGAUACCUCUUCAUUCUCUCAUUUACUGAAAAUAUUUUUUUUUCACUUGACCAUGACUGUUUAUCGGACGACACUUUGCUAACAAGUUACUGUUACUAAUUCCCUUUAAUUGAUCUGGUUUCUUAGACAGGACGAUGCAGUGGCGUUUUCAACUAAGGACAUUAGCCUUGACGUCUUAGUCUGCCGUCAUGGAGGAAUGGACAAUAAGUUUGCUAUGGCAAGCUUAAGCAGUCACCUUGAUGUUGCCUUCCACACGAGACUUAUGAGAGAGAGUCAAGGGUUUACAGCGUUUUACGAAGCAGUCGACAGCAAAUUCACAGGUGAUACUUCUAACCGCUUUUACAAUUAUUUUCAUCAUCAUCAUUUUUUAUCGUUAAUAUCAUUAUCAUCAUUAGGAAAGUGAGGAAAUCAAGGUUCAUUUUCCUUACUUUUGCCAUGAGUGUCAUGCUCAACCCUUAUACUCCCUAAAAUCAGAAUAAAUGUUCUCCAUACUGUUUUCUCUACAUUUCCUGACCAGAAUUUGUUUAUAAUUACUGAGAGCUUCUUUGGAUGGAUUUUUGCUUUAUUCUCAUGACCUCAUUAUUUGAUUCAGCCAUGAUACUGUGACGAGAAAGUGAGCGCUUGUUAAACUUGGGGAUAGAGAGUUCAUCUCAUGAAAUGGCUUUGACAGGUGCUCCCCUCGACUCGGCUUAGAGCCCAGGAACGUUUUAUUUGUUUGUUUUUAUAAAUUUUAUUUUAGUGGAAGGGGGGGGGACUUUUAAGAAAAACUUCCACAGGGAAGAUCAAACCCACGUCCCAGGUAAGACAGCCAGUCGCCGAAUGGUUGACAACUGAGCCAUAAGAAAUUUGUUGCAGGUAGGGUAUACUUCAACACUAAACAUUACAUGGAAAAAGGUUUGUUUCGAUAUCAACCAUUGACCCGUUCAAUGUUAUAAGAAAUAGUUAAACGCCAACCAUUUUAAUUAGUACGUGCGAUCCCUGAACAACGUCGCACAGGGAUUAGAAAGGCAAUAUGCUCAGAGAGCAAAAUUUCUGGCCAUGGAUGUUAACAAGCUUGUAGGUUUCUUGGGAAACAAGUUCAUGUUUAAAUCACAUGUCCUGCGUUGUUGGGUAAAAGUUAUCAUGUCCAAUAGGCUUAAAUUUAUUCCAGAGCAUAAUUUCCCAAUUUUUCUAUUUUUCGCAUUUAUCAUGUAAUUGCAGCAACCCAACUUCGUUCUUGGAAUGUCACAGUCCAGCAACAUGGCUCAUCUGCGAGAUUAGACUGGUCCAGCUUUCCAUUAAGUGACCCGAUUCAAGACCUGUACAUGGCGUUCAAACAAGCAGAUGAGGAAAUCAUUGUUUUGAUUCCCACGGCAAUAUACAACUCGGGAGACGACAUAGAUUUUUUGCUUAUGCCUGGGCGUCAAUACAUCAUUCAGAUGAUUGCCUUUAUGGGCAGCAUCGGAGACGAUAUUUACUCAAGUGAUAACGUCUCAAUUACCACUGAGGAAGGAGGUAUGUAACAAAAAUAAGGCGUGUUUUAAGAUCUGCAUAAUUUCCAAAGUUUUGUCUUGUUUAGUUUGAAUUUCCCCCAAAAGGGCUGUUCUUCUGCUUGCACAAAAAGAUUGGGCAUUAAGAUGUUUAGCACUGAACUCUAACUAGGAUCUUUUUAUUUUCAUUUGUUUAAAAACUCAAGAUGCUUUGUAACUUACAUGAUUAUUGAGGAGACGUAUCUAUAAUAGAUUACUUCUUUGUUUGGAAGAAGUAAAAGUUUCAAGCUUCAGAAAGCGGAUACGCUCUAACAGUAACUAUCUACCAUGUUAACGUAAAAAUUAUUUUUUUUCAAAUGGUGGAUAAUGCUAUCCAACAAAUAAAUCACCUCCCAGAGAGUAUGUGGUAAACAAACUUAAUGCACUAACCAGUGGAUAGUGUUUUUCACCCUUUGAACAAACAGAACCCGAUGGUUUAUCUUACUUGGAAUUGUGUGGCUGGGUCUAACCUAACCUUUAUUAUCUUGCAAGCUCCCUCCCGAGGGCCCGAGAACGUACACGUGGAACUGUUAAAACACAACAGAAUCCUGGUCAUGUGGGAUGCCAUAUCUAGUGAGGCUGCAAACGGCCAGUUACGCGGUUAUACAGUGUACAUAAAAGACUAUCACAAUCAUGACCCAGAGUCAGCAACCAAGUAUAAUGUUAGUUCCUCGGAAACGCAGAUUGUCAUUGGUCAUUUGGAUGGAGGGAGGAAGUACACCGUCGCUGUUACGGCGUUUACAGUUGAGGAAGGGCCUCAUUCAGAGUGGCAGGAAUUCAUUGUUGGUACGUUUGGAUGAGGGUAUUUUCUUUAAACAGGAUCCAGGGUUUAGGUUCGUGUGGAGUUUCGGAAGAAUAUGUCUUAGAAAUAGAUCUUUAUAAAGUCUACUUUUACAACUCGGGUGCAAUAUAUCUAAUCUUUGUCACUCCUUUCACCUAUGGGACCGAGGCGUCUCGGUCCCGCUGCCGAAAAACGUGGAAAAACAAUCUUUUGAACAAAGUUAUUGGAACAUAGCCAUAACGGCACGCCAAAAGAGAUGAGCAUAAAUAUUGACCUUAUGCAAGGUGGCUUAAAGUGCCCCCACACCUCCGAGCUGAAACUGGAAUGUUUUUCGUACUCGAAAUCAAUUAGCCCUUCAGGGGGGAAGGAAGAGGCGAAGGUCGACAUGAUUUUGCUAUAGUAUCGCUGGUAUUUCAUCCAUUAGUACAGUUACCAGCAUAGGAAGCCAAAUCAAGCUUUGAGCUCCAAUAGUAUAACUGAUGGUUUUAUCCUGUAUUUCUCAGGUUGUGGAGGUAUUUUGGAUGGGUAUUUUGCAUCAUUUAAACUCAAGCAGUGGGACUGGGAAUCACUAGAAUGUUCCUGGAAGUUGAACAACCCUGGUCUUGACAAUCCUGUUCUAGUUAUCUCCGCUUUUCACGUCGAGUUCGAGUCCUGCGGGUAACGUAUCAAUAAAAAACGUGGAUUAAUGUUUUGUUGCCUUAUUUAAAUCACUGAUCAUGAUAUGACCGUUUUGGGUUAUAUCACGAUUUGAGUUAAUGAGAUUACCAUGCAUACUUCUGGUGUCACUUCCUCCUUAUUUUUCUUGUGUAGCGGCUGAGACGGAAAAAUAACAGAUUUCAUCCUACGUUUUGAAGUGCUCCAAAGGAGAUACGUGGCUCAUAGAAUGAUGUACCACUUGUCGAGAAUAAUUCGUUGAAAACUAUAUUGUCUACAUUUGUUUUCAUUUGAUUUGCGGUUGGCUUUGAUGUCAAUAAAAAGAAUAGUCAGUACGAAGAGUUGGAGUGUUUCUAUUUGUAAAAAAAUAUAAUAAUAAUAAUAAUAAUAAUAAUAAUAAUCUUGUAUACUAUGCAUCUUUCUAAUUUUGGCAGAUCCUGGUCUAAGAUUUAUUCUAGUAAUGGCACCGAGUUACACAAUCAUGAUGGUUGUGAUCAUAAUGAUCACAGGGUGUAUGGCGAAAUAGUGGAGGUAUCUUUCGAAGGAUCAGAUUUUCUAACUCUCAAGCUUCGUACAGACCGUCAGGGAAGCUUCGUAAGAUCGGAAUUCGCUAUUUUAGAGGAGGGGAAAUCUCUCAAAUCAGGUAAAGUCCCCUUGCACACGAGUCACAUUUUUAACAAAAUUCGAAUUACAAGCAACCAAAGAACCUAACCUCAAUUGCAACAAAUAUUGCUUUUUAAGACUAAUCGUAUCAAUUAAUCAAUCAAUCGAUCAAUCAGUAAAUCGAUCAAUCGAUCGAUUAGUUGGUCAGUCUAUCAAUCAAUCAAUCAAUCAAUCAAUCAUUCAGUCAGUAAAUCAGUCAGUCAGUCAGUCAGUCAGUCAGUCAGUCAGUCAGUCAAUCAGUCAAUCAAUCAAUCAAUCAAUUAGCAACCAGUAAGCUUUCAAGCCAUUAAUCAUUCACAGCGACAAACAAACCAGCAGAUCAUCAGUGGAUCGAUUGAUCGAUCAAGCAGUACGUCAUUACUAAUUAAUUCGAUACAUUUAAACAUUUUGGCGGUUAGGUAUUGUAUAGGUAUUUUAUACAUGCUAUAAUCUUUUCUUCAAAUAAUAAAGUAACGAAUUGAAUCGUGGUGGAAUCGAAUGCCCUGACCUAAUCUAUAAUAUUUUACAACAAUUCUAGCUCAUCAAUCUCCUGAAUGGGAUAUAACUUCAAACAUCUCAAGCGACGGGGCAGUUCUUGUCGAUCUCUCAGGCCACCCUGAUAACUUAUUUGACACUUUCUUCAUUAUAUCAAUAAACGAGACUCAGAGAGACGAUGGUGACGACGACAAAGACCACCACCACCACCACUACUACCAUCAUCAUGAUGACGACUACAAGCCGAGGGAUUAUCUACACAUGGUGAACUCAUCCGUGACAAUUGCAAAAGUGAUGGGCCUUCCAGCGUUUACCAAUUUCACUGUUUCUGUUUAUCUUGUUGAAGAAAUCACCCAUGAGCUUUACCAAAGUAAAGAGAUCGAAAUCCAAACAGAGGAGGGUGGUGAGUCAUCAUAACCUAAGCAUCCGAAUCGCUCACAAAAUUCACAGAAUUCAUAACAUAGAUGAUAAAUUCAUGACAUCAAGCUCAAUCUCCUGCUUCGUAUUCCUCCCAUUGUGAAUGAAAUCUGAUAAUAUGUGUCAGAUAUUGCUGUGAGGGAAUUAUUUGCGGACAACAGUUCAGCUAAAGCGUUGAAAAUGUUGCACAACAGCAAAUAACACAUAAGUAGCUAUGCGAACAUUUAGAUAUGAAGCAGUUAAGAGCUAGAGUAACUUUCAGAUACCGCAAGCAACUCUUACGCACCCUUUUCGUCUAAAUAAAUGUGCCAUUACGUCUGAAUCAGCUGUUAGCUGCUCGAUCCGAACUGGAGAAAGAAUCGAUAAGCACUACGAUUUCUUUAUUUAACCUUGACUGUAGGGAGGACUUCAGAAGGCAAAUGAAUCACAGAUAAUUUCUUUCUUAGGUCCAAAGCAUAUAUAGACAGCAGUUUUCCUGCUAAAGUUAAUUUCAAGCACCCUUGAUUUGGCGAUAAAAGAGUCAGUUAUUGUUUGUUCGUUUUUUACCUUGAUGUCUCAUUCGUGGUCUUAAUGGAUAUUUCAUUAAUAUUAGUUCCCAGUGAGGGUGCCCGCAUCUACGAUUACUGGAUCAUCGGAGAUGGCUGUGUAAAAAUUAGCUGGCAUCCAAUUUCUGAGGAGCGUAGCAAUGGCGUCAUUCAAGGCUACAACAUUUAUUACGAACUUGCUUGCUACCAUUACCCAGAACACGAUAUCUUCCAUACCGGAAGUUUAAAUAUCACCUCGCCAGAUACCCUGAGUGCCACAAUAUGCGACCUUUACCCAGGAUUGCAAUAUCGUGUACGUAUUGCUGGGUUUACGUCAAAAGGAGCCGGAGAAUAUUCUGAUAGAGAUGAUAUUUACGCUGGUAAGCCGUUUUCGUGUAAAUCAAACGCGAGAUGUAACAUGACUCAGCUCACAAAAACAGAUAACAAACACACAAAAGCAAAAAGUAACAAACGAGCGAACAAUUUAUCAAUGAGUCGAUACAUCCAAAGAUUAAUUGAUCGAUACAUUAAUCAAGCAGUUAAUAGAUUAAUCAAGCGAUGCGUCAUUGAACUCAAAUCUUCAAUGCUCAACCUUCGACUUUUGCCAGAAAAUCAGAGAUCGAAAAUCUAAAAUCCUAACAAGUAAAUUAAUUAAUAAAUUAAGGGCGUAAUUCAUUCGUUAAGGUUGCGGAGACCCAGCGACGCUGACAAACAGUAGCGGCGUGAUAGCGAGUCCUAAUCAGCCAUGCUAUUAUGGAGGAGUACAACAUUGCUAUUGGUCAAUCGCACCAGACACCGAUGAGCCGAUCAAAGUGAUCUGGAUGUUUUUUAAAGAAUUCCGUUUGGAGGAGCACGAGCAUCACUCCAAUUGCAGGUGAGAAUCAAACCACACCAGUUCCGAUUGUUAUUUUUAUAUUCUAAUGAGGUAUUCAACAAUAACUUUACACUUCACAGAUCGAAUGACUGGGUUGGGAUUUCGACGAAAGGAAAUAUCAGUGAUGUAUCAGUUUGUAGACACUUGCAAGAAUUCAUCGUUGUUAUCAUGGACAGUCAUGCAGACAUCAGUUUUCAUACAAGGGACAAGUACAGGCGUGGUGAUGGAUUUUAUGCUCGGUAUAUAGCAUCCCACGAAGACCUGAAUGGUAUGUCUGGAUAUCGAGAAAAAUUUUUUACAUCCACUUCGCCAAGAGGAAGCAUACUAUAUUAUUUUAUGGUAGCCAACCCUCUGAUCUGGUAAUCUUAUCGCGGUUCACUUUCACUUUUUCCUUGGAUAUCUUGUGUGUGUAUGUCUGUGUGCUUUUUUUAAGGGAGGGGGGGAUUGGGGUUGUGGGUUGGUGCUAUUUUUUUAGGGGGGGUUGGGGUUGGGGGUUAGUGGGUUCAAGUUAUUUACUAGCUCAGGGUAAUUGUGUACCAUGACGUACUAGUAUCUCGGACUUGAACCCAGUUGUUAAGAUUUAAUUUUGAGUUCUGAGUAUGCUGAAAAAGAGAUAGAGGCACUUAAAAUGACCGUUACGUUUAAAAUUGCUGACGAGUAUUUCUGAAAGAUCAGACCUUUGAAUGAAGGAUCGUGAGGAACCUAGGCCAUAAUCAUGACCAUGUGUUCUUGAACCAGAUACCUCUCUCACAAUUCCUUCCUUCACCAAGAUGUGUUAAUGGAUAUAAGUAAACUGAAAUUCUGGAGGAAGACUAUCCAUAAGGACAGGAUAUAUUCCUUUUCAGUCGCUUAUUGCAACAGAAAUAACGAAAUAAAUUCAAGUAGCGAGACAGUCUCUUUCGCAAGCAUUAUCUCUUAAUACGGAAUUCGGAUAUAUGAUUUAAGAGCUUUUGUUGUGUCUUAUUCCAGUAACGCAGCUAUCGUGGACUGUAACGGUGACCACAAGUGAAAUCUCAGUUGAUGUGAAGUGGGAUGAUUUUCCUCUUGGUGUGUCAAUCAUACAAUACUAUGUGCGAUUCACGGAUAAAAAAGACAACGUAUCAGUGCUUCUACCAGUGAACGGCCACGACAAGCACUAUAGUGUGGAACGGCUGCUGGUUUCAAGCCACACGUACACCUUUGAUCUUCUUGCGUUCACGGGAGAAGAAAUAGGAAGCUUAAUCUAUGCAAGUGAAAAUGUUACCGUUCAAACGAUUGAAGGAGGUGUGUUUUAAAGAGAAUUAUUAUCAACAGAAGAAUCAAAUAAUGAUGAGGAGAUAAUGAUGAGGAGAGGUGGCACUGGGUGAAUUAACAACUGAAAAGAUACAGUCAUGUCUCACACUACCAAAAAAAAAAUAGAAUAGAAAAGUCCACAAACUACAAAUAUUCUUGAUUUGAGGGUAGGAUUUGGUUCUCUAAUGGGGAGGCAAGGGGGGUGUCGGGUACUUUCCAUGUUACAUGAAUGCAAGGCAAACCAAUCACGAUCGCAAAAAGCAGUUUGCUAUAUACGACUGAGCCUUUAUCGAUUUCAGUUUUCUCUUUUGAUUUAAUUCAGUCCCUAACGGGUCACCCGAAAAUUUACACGUGGAGGAGCUGCAACAGAACAGCAUCCUGGUUCAAUGGAAUCAACUCCCACCACACCAAGCAAAUGGUCAGUUACGUGGGUAUACAGUGUACCUUCGGGACCACUACAAUCAUGAUGAGAGAGAAUAUAAAAGGUUUAACGUUACUUUCCCUGACACCCAUAUUGUUCUUCAUGGCUUGGAUGGAGCCCGAAAGGUAGAUGUGGCAGUGGCUGCGUUCACUAUCGGCUACGGGCCACGAUCAGAUUGGGAAACAAUAAGAGUGGGUAAGUGAUUUGAAGGGGAUUAGGAUGAAAGACAUUGGUAAUGGUGCUGAAUUUAGUGGUAGCAGCAGUUUCAACAGAAGUAGGAGUAAUUCAGUAAUGUUAGUUGCAGUGUCUGUAGCAAUAGUGGUAAUGGUAGAAGUAGUAGUAGUAGUAGUAGUAAUAGUCGUAGUAUUAGAAGAAGUAGAAGUAGAGAUAUAUUAGGGAGGUGCAUUAUGAAUUAGUAACAAAGUAAAAUAUAUUUUAGCUGUUAUCCGUUAAAUGUAGGAUCAUUUACAUUUGCUGAAGUUGGAUACAGCGACUCCACAAAACGCCAACAUAUUUUGCUGAAUUACACGGCAAAAAGAUAGAUGUGCAUCCAUGCAUGCAAUCCUGAUGUACUUACCCGCUAUAGCUAUUAAUUCACAUACAAAGUGUCACGCCUAGUUAUUGACCUAGGUUGUUUUUUCAUCAAUGUACUGACAUUUUUCACCUACUUAUUCAUAUUUAGGUUGCAAGGGAAAUUUUACUAGCUAUAUUGGAGUGUUUAACGUUACACAGUGGAGCUGGGAACAACUCCACUGCGAAUGGCGGAUCAAUAACCCCGGCCUCACAAACCCUGUUCUGUACCUCAGUGCCAUCGACGUGCGGAUACAAUCUUGCGAGUAAGGGAUCAAUCAUCAUUUAUCACCCUAGGGGAGGGAGGAUUUUGUUUACAUCAUCUUAAAAUUUACCUGUGCCCCCCUUGAAGGCUCUGUAGUAUUCUAGCAACCCCCUCCCCCCCUUAUUGGCAGCCAACAUUCUACAGUUCUCCCUUUAUACUCUAUUGGCGAUGACCGUCAUUCCCUCCAUUCUCACUGAAACCAUGUGAUUUCCACCUAAAUCCUCCAACACCCCUCUUCUCCUCUUUGGAGUGCGGUUCUUUGUUACACUCUCAGGCUCAUUUCAGGCUAAUUUCUCAAACAGGACUCAAGCAUGGGAAUUGAGUCGAACGACAAACUUCUGGUGAUUUUUCAAAUGCUUUCAAUUCUUUUUGAUUAAUCAAAAACAGUCUGCCACACAUAACUGCUUAUAUUUUCACAUAAGGUAUUUUCGCAUUAAAUCUUACUAGAGCCUAAACUCACUAUUGUAAUUAUUUAUAUUCGUGUUCUCACCUUUUUCCUCUUUUCCUUCCUUUUUUGGACAUUCUUUCUGCGUAUUUCAUGAAGCUCUCAUGUAAAAGUUACCUUAAGUUACCGUUCUCUAAUUUUAGGGGUUGGACAAAGAUUUACAACAGUGAUGGUUCUGAGAUCUUUAAUCACAGUGGGUGCUCGCAUGUUCUUGGACGCGUAGAACAAAUACCAUUCGGUGGAUCCAAAUUUCUGACCCUCAAGUUUCACACGGAAUACCAAGGGAGCUACGCGAGAUCGCAAUUCGCCCUUUUAGAGCAAGACAAAUAUCUUUAUUCAGGUGAAUUAGCCAUUAAAGACGCUAUUUUCUUGUCACUUAUCCAACUUAUGGUGUUAUUGCUCAUCCAUUUGAAUGUACACUAUUCAAUCCCACCACUCUGGUGAGAAAUUUCAAUUAAGUGGAACAUGACACGAGAAGUGGAAAAUGCUAUUUCUCUGAAAUUCUAGAUUUUAGAUCGUCAUCGUACUUCUUCAGUCAUUCCAAAUGGGCCUGAGACCUACAUAUACAUAUGUGAUACGAAAUGAAGGAAUAGGUUAAGAACAGAGAGCAUAUUACGCAUUACUAAUAAUCAUGGUUCUUUUUAAAGCUCUUCCUUCACCUCAUUGGGAUAUACCCUACAACACUACAGCCAGAGGAGUCCUUAUGGAUCUUAAUGAUUCCCCUGACAGCAUAGACACUAAUUUCUUUAUCAUAACUCUGAAUAUGACAAAGGAAGAAAAUCAAGAGGACCAUCAUGAUUAUAAAAAUGAACUUCAAAAAGGUUACUUUAUGUUCAUGGUCAAUGCUACGGAGGAGUCUGCUGACUUACGUGGGUUGCCAGUUCUGAGCAAUUUCUCCGCCACCGUGUACCUCGUAGACAAGACUAAUGAGAUUUAUAAAAGUCCUCUGUUUCCUGUCCAGACUGAUGAGGGAGGUAAGUACUCUUUUUUCGCAGUAUGGCUUUUUUACGUCCCAAAGUACCAUGAAUACUACUAAAUUCAGGCAUCGAGAGGUACAUGUUUUUAUUUAAUUGGGUAAUACCAAGUGACCAAGAUACCCGCCUAGCAAAAGUGGUACCAGAAAACAUAAAUGGACAUUAAAAAAAUCAUAUCAAGGCUCUGCGGUAUUUUUCUAAGAACCAUGCUACUUCUAACCAAGGAAAUUAUGCAAUCAUAGAAUGCUAAUAAUGCAUGGCUGGUCUUCUUUGCUUAAUUUUUACAAUUUACAUCUUUGUAACGAUUGAUAGUUCCCAGCGAAGGACCUCACAUUGAGUAUUACGAGGUAAUGGCAGACGGGUGCGUGCUGAUCAAGUGGAAUGAAAUAUCCGAAGAGAAUAGAAAUGGCGAAAUUAUUGGUUUCAGAAUUUUUUAUGAAACCAGUUGUUUCUCUGAGGACGACCCAAGAAGACAUUAUGGAAGCCUGGACGUCAACGAUCCAAGUCAACGCUAUGGAAAAGUCUGCAAUCUUCAUCCGGGUUUGCAAUAUCGUAUACAUGUUGCUGGGUUCACUUCGAAAGGAGUCGGGAAAUUUAAUGACAGAGAAGUAUUUACAAGUAAGUAAUGACAGACAAUUAUAGCUCUGGUUAAGGGUGAUUUAAUUUUCUAUUUAGGUCAAUCUAUCAAUCGUUGUUGUUUAUUUUGUGACUUGAUUCUGGAAUUUAUUUUUCUCUCGACGAAAGUUAUACUUGGUCUACAUAAUAUUCAAAGUGAUCGUUCAAAGUUGCUGGCCGUCAAUGGAAGAAAAAAAAGCCGGAUUUACAUGAAAAUACGAAUACCUCUCCGCCCCCAUCGAACCCUAAUCCCCAAAACGCCACCAAUACGUAAUUUAUUGACCUGAAUGUCACUGUUUAGCGAAGGUUAUUUUUUUCUUUCAUAAGGUUGCGGGAAACCACGCAUUCUGACUAAAAUCAACGGGACAAUUGACAGCCCUAAUAAACCUUGUCAAUACGGCGGGAAACAAAAUUGCCUUUGGUCUAUUACACCAAAUGUCAGUGAGCCAGUCAAGAACAUAUGGAUGACGUUUUACGAUUUCCGUCUGGAGGAAUAUGAACAUGACAAAGGAUGCUGGUGAGAAUCUGUCUAUAUUGGAGCGGUUCGUCCAUAAAUUAGGCUACGCUUGCUUCGUGUCAAUAUUGCAGACGAUCAAGACUAUAAAUAUUACAGAUGGUUGCAAUUUGAUAUUCCGUUUAUUUUUGUCCUUUCUUCUUAAUGUUUUUCUUUAUUAUCCUUGUACACUUAGCUCCUUUCCCUCAUUGGUGUUUACCUACUGGUUGGUGCUCUGAACUCCGGGUGGAGAGGUCUGGGUUCUAGACCUGCCUGGGUCAAUGUGUUGUGUUCUUAGGAAAAACACUAGACUCUCGCAGUUCCUUUCUCUACCCAGAGGUUUAAAUGGAUACCGGCUAAUUUUCAGGGAAGCCCGAUGAAAUGCUAAGGGAUAUAACCUUGCAAUAGACUGACAUCCCACACGGUUGGGGGGUGGGAGGUUUGCUUCGUGCCUAGGAAAUCGGGAUAAGCUCUGGGUGCUUGGGCCUAGUGGCUCGACUAGAGGCUUAACGCUUUUUUUUAUUUUUCCUUCAUUGCCUCGGUACCAAUACAAUCUACUAUUUUCCCUCAACGAUCAUUUUAGUGUUCUUCCAUUCUUCCUCAGUCUUUUUUUCUACAAACAACCAAUUGUUGAUUAUUUUGGCUGACCAUCCAUUUAUAACGUUAUCAGUUAAUCAUUUAAAACUUUUCCUUCUUCCUAGGUUGAAUGAUUGGGUUGGUAUUUCAACGGGAGACAGCGGCACACCUUCUUUAGUAUGCAGAUACUUUGAUCACUUCCAUGUUAUCGUGUCCAGUGACCAGGCAGAUGUUAAUUUCGUCGCUCAAGGACGAGAGGAUUAUAGACAUGGUCAUGGUUUUAACGCAUUGUACUACGGACUCUCUGACGAGAUCGAAGGUGUGUGCCCUACGAUUGAUCAGGGGAGGUUUUUUUCAGCCUUUUCAAGAUAUUAAUUCAAAUCAGAAGAACUCAUGCCUAACAUGGUUUGAAGUUACUUUGAAAAAUAUCAAUUUAGUCUGCCCAAGGGAUAAAAUUGCAAUUCUAUUCUCAUUCAUAAAUUUGCCGCAGAAUUCUGACGGCCGUGGAGUACACAACCCUGCUCGUUAGAAGGAAUUUUCUACUCUACUGCCUCCCUUUUGGCGACGUUAUUUGCAGCUAGCGCUUUCGCACCAAGCUGCUCAAUGCCUCGGCCACAAUCUUUUCCCAUACAAUAAUCACGUUAGACAACAAUCCUCAGAGGUAAUUAAUGAAGAUAGAUCACUAUUAACGGGUUGCCUGUACACCAUAAGUUACCUACUCCUCCUCAUUCCCAGGAGUAUAGAAUUUUGUCAAAUACCCUCAGUAUUUUGUUGAAAGUGUCUCCGAAGAAUAAAAUCUAUUCCGCACCAGAAAUUUACACACGGACAUCAGCCGUGCGCUCGGUUAUGAUCAUAUUUAGUAGCAUUAUUUCCAUAUAUCUAUCAUUAUAUCAUUUGUCAUCUUUUUUUUCUAAUUAUCUUUUCCUGCCGAAAUAAAAAGGAUAAAAAGAAAAAAAAAUCAACCAGUUAGAAGCAUACAAAUAGAUUCAACAAACAAACAGACCUAUGCAAAGCAGAACAAAAAGGUAUGGAUUAGUCUUACUGCAAAUGUUUUCUUUCGCCUCAGAGACCUAUCUGGACUCAUGGAGCUUCUCGUCGAGUCUAGAUUCAUCGUCAGCUGAUCUAUCUUGGGGCGACUUUCCCCCGGAUGAGCACGUUCAUCGCCUCUAUGUAAGAUUCACUCAAGAUAAUGUUUCCAUAAUGGUACCUGUUAGUGAACACCAAAAAUUCUACCGCCUGGAGAACAUGCUCUUGCCCAACCGCGACUAUGUCCUUAAUGUCGUCGCUUUCACGGAAGAUAAAAUGUAUUUUAGUCAAAGUGACUUAGUGACAACACCAGAGGGAGGUAAGGAAAUAGAACUGUGAUUGAAUUUUCUUUAAACCAAGUGUUUUGAAAUAUAUUUACCACUGAAAGGAUCGCUUAGGAAUUAUUCCUUUAGGACUAUUUCUUUUCUUUAAAAUUGCUUGGAAAGCGAUCUCUCCAACACAGGGUUGAGAAAAAGUCCGCUUCAGAAAUUUUUUUUUGUUUUGAAGUGUAAGGGCAGAUUUUCUUUGAAUAAUUUCAGUUACUCCAUCUGUUAAUGUUCACUCGUGCAAAGAUUGAAUAGAGAUCUGCCCUAUCAUUUUCCAGUCUAUUUGAGCCGAUACAAACUGUUAAUUUGGUAAAACGUAGCUGUAUAUGGUAGAAUUUACAUCUUCGCAGUCUUUAUUAUCCUACUCAUUAUUGUUAUUUUUGUGAUGUAUUUACACUCACGCACAUGUUCUACGAGCCUUGUGGUUCUUGAUGUAGCACCCUUAAAUAAAGUACUGUUGUUGUUGUCGUUAUAUGGUCAGCAUUGUUUCACGCAUGCGCAAAGUGAAAGUGAUGUUAGAUGAAUUCAUCUCUGAGAAUUCAGUGCAGAACUUCGAUAAAAAUGAUUUUUUUCACCUAUCUUUCAGCUCCAUCGAGAGCACCGGAAAAUGUGCACGUUAAACUCCUGGAUCAUAACGGUGUCGAAGUAACAUGGGAUCCUCUUGAAGCAAAGUAUGCAAAUGGCAAGCUUCUUGGAUACAAGGUCCAUAUCAGGGAAUGGAAAAACCAUUAUGAAUGGGGCCAUGACGACGGGGACAUGGGAGAUGUUAUCAGGGUCAAUUCCACGGAUACCCACCUUGCUCUCGAAGGCUUGGACGGAGGAAGAAAAUAUCAGAUCGCGGUUGCAGCAUUCACGGUUGAUGAUGGACCGAUAUCAGACUGGGAAACAGUACUUAUUGGUAAACAAGAAAUUAAUUCUUCAUUGCAUUGCAUUAGCGAACAAGAAUCAAUGUAUAUAUUUAUGCAUAUUAAUUAAUUUGCGUAUUUUAAUAUGAUUAUAUAUAUACGUAUUUUAUACUGAAAGCAUACAUCCUUCAGAUGCGUUAUGUCUACCAAAAAAAUUCAUCCAAGAAUUAUUCAUUUUUCCAAUCAUUCAAGAAAUAAUUCCCCCAACUACACUUCAUCAGGUAACACGAAUCCUUGUGCAAUUCAGCCAUCCACUAAAUCAUUCUACUUCUUUUGCGAAUCAAUGCUUGCUCUCAUCAAAAUUAAAACGAAAUUCUUAGGCUCGAUCGGCUAUCAACAGCCACCGAUUAUUAAGAGUGCCAAACAGUUUAAACAUUCAAGCUUGCAUGAUUAAACAACGCUUGUUGGGUUCAUGUUAUGGAGAAGUAAGGUGAAUUAUCACCUUUUAUCUUUAAUAGAUUCUUACCCCGACUUUGCGCCUUCCAUUUCUGUCCGUAACUAUACUUUUGCCCAGCAAAUCGAACCCCAUCGCAAUUGUCAAAUUUUGUCCAUAACAUGUGGGAUGAUAAAAAGAAUUCGACUUCCCUUGAUCCUAUCAACAUAAUUAAUAAUGUAUUGCUUUUGUUAGGUUGUGGCGGAACUUUCCAUGGUUACUUUGGAGCAUUUAAUCUUACGCAAUGGAGCUGGGAUGGAAGACUAAACUGUUCGUGGAAGAUUAACAACCCUGGCCUUAUCAACCCCGUGAUGAUCAUAUCUGCACAAUAUGUGGAACUUAAAUCUUGCGAGUAAGUGGCAGGUCGCUUUUUAUCACUUGGGGGGGUAGGGAGGCACGGGGGGGGGGGGCGCACGGGGUACAAGGGAAAGGAAGGAGGAUUUUAAUUGUCACAAUGAAAUCUACUGAUCCCCAUAAGGCUAGUAUAUUCUUACAUUUACCCCCUUAUUGGAAGUUAAUUGGCAGCCAAGUUUCUAUAGUCCUCACUUUAUAUUCUGUUGGAGAUGAUUGAUCCCUCCAUCCGUUCCCCUAAAAACCAUGUUCUCUCCUCCUCCCAAAAUCCUCUACUCUGGGCGAUAAAUAAUGAUUUGGCGUAAAUCUCAUUUAUGUCUACUUCAAUUAUGUUCGUAGUGGUAAUUGUGUAGACUUGUGGAUGGUAUUAAAUAUCAUUUAUGAGAUCAUUCAGAUAAAUUUAUGAGGAUUCCUCUCGGAAACAGAGAGCCAAAUAAACUUUGCCUCUCACCUUACAUUUUUACCUGCAAACUCUUUCAUCUUCUGUGUAACUUUACUAUAAACAGAUCUUCGUCCAAGAUUUUUGGAAGUGAUGGGAAUGAGCUAUGGAGUUAUGAUGGUUGUCAUUAUGAAACGGUAAAAGGUGAUAUAGUGGAGGUUCCUUUUGACGGGUCUGAAUUUUUGACCCUCAAGCUUCAUACAGAACACGAAGGAAGCCAAGUGAUAUCAGAAUUCGUUCUUUUGGAACAAGGAAAAGCUCUGUAUUCAGGUAUAGUUGAGCAUCGUCAGCUGUUCUCAUGCAAAUAAGCACACUUAUCAUAUAUGUUGAAGUGAAUAAUGGUAACAGGACCGAGUGAAGUCCAAUUCUGCCUGUAAUCAUACAAGUGAUUAACAAAGUCGAACGACCCCAAAGGGCAUGAUUAUUAUUACAGACAGAAUUGGACGACACGAAGUCCUUUUACCAAUAAAUCAUAACCGUUACAAUUUCCGUUAAAAAAAGAAUACAUUUAGGACAAAACAUCUCCGGUAGAGACAGUGUCUAAAGUGAAACAUUUUCUUCCGCUGUCCGUUUUCAGGUGUCUAAUUACAGCCAACUGUCCGAUUACACUGUUCCAUUACAACUCUACAAAAUUAUUAGUGAAAAAUAAAGCAGCUAAUUCCCCCAUCACAUUUGAGGAAAUUGUAAUAGCUAUGAUUACAUUGCUAUAUGACUUCCGUGGUAGCUAGCCCUGCACCUUUUAUAGAAAAUUACCUCUUCGGAGGAUCAGUGACUGAUUCCCCUGACAACGAAACGUAAUUGUGUGGAUUUCAUCAUCCUCACUGGGUGAAGGGAGGGUUUAAUAUCGUAUCUUUUUUAAACAAUGUGCUUACAAAAGGAUACUGGAAUUAUGUUUAUAGUUUUCGCGAAAGAAAAGUUGUUUUUUGAUUAAAUCCACGAACACGUGAACUUUGCUACAUUUUGCUCUUGUUGCUUUAGUGCAAUGUAUUAAAUUGGUCGAUCAUUGCUAAAAUUUACCUUAUUUAACUUUCUUUGUUACACCUUAUGAAAAGGUUAAAAUGGAGUCAUUCCUAUUUAUUUAAAACACAUGAAAAGAGGUUCUCUUUAUCUUUAACUGAUCUGGAUAUUCUCUGUUUCUAGCCUAAAGUAUUACAAACCCUUGCCUAAUAGAUCGUUGACUCAAUAUCCUUUCUACCCUGCAGAAAUAAAUAAACAAAUAAAGAUCAAAUUAAUGAGUUUGGUCAUAGGCGGUUUAUAGAAAGGGUAAUGGUUUGGACCUCAUAGCGGAGUAUCUUACUAUAAAAAUCUCAUUUGAUCCAGAUCAAUUGUUUUUUUCAGCUGCCUCUUUCCAGCCUCCAUGGAACGUAACAGCAAGCAACACUGAAGACGGGAGUGUCAUAUUUGACAUGUCUCGUUUCCCCAAAGACAAAGAAGCCUCCUUCUUUAUUAUAUCUCUAAAUAGUACGGAAGAGAAUCCCGGUUGCGGGAAGCAUCACGGGGAUGACGAAAAGCGACCUCCAGUUUAUCUGCACAUGGUAAAUUCGUCGAAUUCCGUGGAGGAGGUGUUUGGUAUUCCGGUAUCGAGCAGCUUUGCGGUUGUUGUUUACCUCGUUGACAAAAAUGACGAAAUUUACAAAAGUGAACAAUUUCUUCUGGAGACGGUGGAAGGUGGUGAGUAUUACCGAUUACUAUUCUUCUCAUUUUUUUUUUCUUUAAGCAUUUUGUGCUUUCAUUUGCUUCGUUUUGAGAGAAAUAGUGACGUGGCGGUUGACAAGCCAGACUGAGGGGUAUAGACCAAGUCAAGCCAUAUUGUUUUGUACUUACACUUUCACACAGGCUCGCAAACACACUUAAAAGGGUGAUGGUAAGAACUUAAAAGCAUCUCUAAGAAAAGAACACGAGGGACCAUAUAGGUGCAAUUAUGAGAAAAUGUUAUUUUGUUUUAGUUCCUAGUGAAGGGCCUGGUCAUGUGGAGUACAAAGUCCUAUCAGCAAGCAGUGCCUUCAUCGAAUGGUCUGAUAUAUCUUCAGAACAUCACAAUGGAAAACUUCUUGGCUACAGUAUUACCUAUUUUCCAGAAUGUUUUAAAGAGGACUCUCAUUCUCAACAUAUUGAACAGUUUACAGUGGAUUUAUCUUUUAGAAGCCAUACUAUCACUGGUCUUCAGCCAGGAACCAAGUAUCGAGUAUACAUUGCUGGAUUUACAGCACGGGGAGUUGGAGAGCACAGGGAUAUGGAGUUUUUUACCCGUGAGCUGCUACCAUAAGUUCUAAUUUUCAAAGUAUUGCUCCCAAAAUGGUGCUUGCAAAGACUUUAGAAAGCUGUUCGGCAUGUUUUGUUUUUGUGUUUUUUUUUGUGUUUUUUUAUUUCUCUGUUUUUCGUGUCUUUCUCAUCGUUAAACAGUAACCCCCUGUCAAUUGUUUGGUUAUGCAAUAGUUACCCUUAGCUACAAAGACACAAUCUUAUAAAUAUGUUUGCGGUUUAACUAAAGUAGCAGUUGACUUAGAUAGCAGUUUAAAGACAACUUACCAAAGGUUCUUUAUUUCAAUGCUCGAUUGUGUUUCUUGAGUGAUUUGAUGGCUAGCUCUAUUAAUUAAUAUCAAUUGUCAUUCAAUCCAUAAGUCUAAAAAGACCUUCCUUCGCCUCUUAGCUUGUGGAGAGCCAAGAGAAUUGACAGAAGUUAAUGGAACAAUUUACAGUCCCAACUACCCCUGUCGCUUCCGAGGGCCUCAAUACUGUCGAUGGACCAUCAAGCCAAGCGGCCCCACCAAAGUUAUACGGAUAACAAUCGAAAACUUCCGUUUGGAUCGUCACGAAUACUGCAGGUAAAUGUUGUCGCGGUCUGUUGGUUGUUGUUGCUUUUCAUUUUUUGUUUGUUUGUUAUGUUGUACACUUGUGUGUUUAGCGCAGACUUUUUUCUGUUUUGUUUGGUAAAUUUGUUUUGGAACUCGAAAUGGCAAAGGGAGACCGCAGCAUACCUAUGUGAAUAAAAAAAGAUAUUUCGAAUCCCCGGACAUGUAAGAUUUAGUUCAUAUCAAAUAUAUAAGGCGUGGCUGACUCGGAGGCAUAACGGUUGGCGCGCUGCACUGCACUGCACAGCGCUAUCAAGUCUAUUUUUCUAAGACCCUAGUUCCACAGCUUUGGUUUCUUAACUGUAAUUUAAAGCAGUUGCAUUGGUUUUGCUUUACUUCAAUCACAGAUUGAUCCGGAAAACUGUCGCCUCUCUCUAAACCAAUCGGACGCAAAACUAAUACCAAUCACGACUGGGUCACCUGCGUUUUCCCGCGCUUUAAGCAGAUUAGUUGUUUUACCUUUGAGUUCUAAUUGGCUCCUAGAGGUAUUUUCCCAUCUCCUGAUUGGCCGUUUUGGUCAUUUUGGUUUUGCUUUUAAUCGAAAAGCGCUUUAUCUAUCUAAUCACAAGAAUAUCGGUAAAAGGAAGGCAGAUGAUAUAUCUAUGCUAUAACGAGAGAACAGAGACGAACGUUAUUGCUGGCGUUUUCCUAUUACUUUUUUUUCUUAUUAGUUUUUUUUUUACAACUAUUAAUCUUUUUUUGUUAUCAUUAUCACACAGCAAGAACGCAUGGCUCAGUGUUACAGCAGGGCGCUACAAUAAUGAUACUUUACUUUGUGGUCAUAUGGAUUACUUUGACCUUAUAAUAUCAAAUGACGAAGCUGAUAUUGGGUUUUAUGCCCGAGAGCAUAACGAGGGCGAUGCUUUUGUUGCGUGGUACAAAGCUCUAGAAUAUGAUAUUGCAGGUAUUGAGUUGUGCGUCAUUUCGGUAAUGAAAUUCAUUUCAAAUGCAAUGUUUACUUUGAAUACCAGUCAACUGAACAAUGACACCAACAUGAACGGCAAUAAGGACAGUAGGAACCAAGGCCCAAUUGUAGAAAGGGCGGAUGAUGCUAUCCAACCGAUAAAUGGCUAUCCAACGGAUAAGGGGUAGAAAAGUUCACUGCGCAUUCUACCAGAUAGAGAUUUAGCCAAUGAACAGCGUUAUCCAACCUUCGAACAACUGGGGCCAGAAAUAUAUAAACAGCCUUAACAAAACAGUAAGCAUUGUCAGCUUCAAACUAUACCUGGUGGAGACGGAUUACUUAUCCGGCAUAUUUUAUCGAAAAAAAGGACACACUUAGAGGAAAAAAAAUAUAUCUAUAAAUAAAUAAAUAUAUCGAUACACAUACAAACGAAAAAAGGAAACCAAUAGAAACUAGCAAACUGACGACAAAAAGCUGUCUUGUAGAAUUGGAUGUUCAGUAAUGAAAUGUUGAGUAAUUUUACCUCUUUUUAUUUAAGAAACUCACGAGCCUUCUUGGUCGCUCAGAGUCGAUAACACUGAACCGACAACGGCUCAAUUAUCGUUUGAUGAUUUCAUACAUCACGAUAAACACGUGGAAAGUUUUUUCGUGAAAGUCACUGAAGCACACAAACGCGUGUCGAUGUUGGUCCCCUUUCCAUCCUAUGAAAGAAAUCCCCGCGUAGAGAACCUCAGCCCCAACCGUAGAUAUUUUAUACAGAUUGUGGCAUUUGCGGAAGCUGGGAUAUACACUAGUGAAAACGUCAGCAUGACGACCGACGAAGGAGGUAAUGUUUCAAACCAUGAUGGACUUUUGAAUAGGGUGGCCUUCUAUCUCAAGAAGGAAAUAACCAAUCGGAGAGAAGAGGAGGGUUUUAGGAUGGGGGAAUGUAGGAGUACAGUGUAAUGUGGAGUGUAAUGCCAAUGUAAUGUGCAGUGUAAUGCCAAUCUGUAGACGUAAAUGCUACACCCCAAGUAUUGCAUCUUUCUCAGGCCAGAGUUAUUUAACACAAUAUGAGUUACACAACGUUAGAUAUUUUGAAAAUACCCCGUGAAAAUCUCGCAAAGAAAUAGUAAACAAGUUAGAAGCGGAUAUGUAUUUGCUUUUCACAAGCUUUCCAACGGAUAACUAAAGUCACUCAGCUAUUUAUUCCUUGACCCAAUCACAGACAAACCUUUUUGAUUACUUUCAGCAAAGUGGAGUCCUUUGGGAGGGAACAGGCUCCGCGGAUAGACAGGGCUCGGGAUCAAACUUUUUCGGUAAAAGCUGUAGGAAACGAGUCCUGGCCUGCAGUCGCUCAAAUUUCCCUAUCAAAAAGUCGUGUCUUUUGUUAUGAAAUAUUGGCUAACGUCUCAAUUAAAUAAUUCAGUGAUUCCUAUGGAAAAUGAAUUUUUCUUUUUCUCCAGCUCCAAGCAUGUCGCCAUCGAACGUACGCGCGGAUAGCCUCACCGAACACAGUAUCAGAGUAAGAUUCGAUCCCAUUCCUCCAAGUCACCGUAACGGUCCUCUCCAGGGAUAUAACUUGUAUUAUAGAAACAAAGAUCACCAUCAUGACCACGAAGGAACGAAUAUCACUAUCGGCGCAUCAGAGAGACAAGUGAUUAUAGAUGGAUUAGAGACUAUGAAAAAGUACGAGAUUUCAAUGACUGCAUUCAAUAACAUGGAAGGACCUCGAUCGGAAGAGAUAGAAGUUAUUCCUGGUAAGGAUUACUGUCGGGCAGUUAGUAGGUUAAACAUUCUUUUUGCUCAAAAUGCAUGUCUCAUUUUGAAGCCCUGUGACUAAAUGUAUAGCUAUACGUGUUCCUUUGACUGUCCCUACCCAACUGUGCGAGUCAUGAAUGUAACUAAAACUUUGAGCACAAGAAAAGGUAUUGACAAAAUUUUUACCACGCGCUAGUGGUUCAUUUGCUUCAACGUGCUUUAGAUAUUUUCACAGGGGCAAUGAAGUUGAUCUGUCAAUAACUGAAAAGCAUCAGAAAGGGGUAUUUAUGACUUGUUGAGCCGAUAAGCUUAUUGCACAGCUUCUCGCACAGGAGGUACAAUUAGUCUAGAUUUAAAAGCCUUAGUGUACGUGGAAAAAAUUACAUUUAAAAAGUGCAUCACGAACGUGUGAAAAGAAGAGUGUGCGAGAUGCAUCCAUGGAACGUUUCAUUAAAACUGCGCUCUACUUUUGACUUAAAAAUAAGCCUGGCAACUUUUAAGAGUUAGAUAGCCACCUGGGAUGAUUGCGUUUUAAAUGAAUCCAAUGUUCAUUUUUAUGGCAUGAUCAUAUAGGUUGUGGUGGAGUCAUCAAUCAAACAGCUGCAAUUAUAAACCUCUAUAAGACGGACUGGGAUACGAAUCGUUGCAAAUGGAGAAUAUACGACAAUGGCGUGAGCAAUGCAGUCCUACUCCUGUCGGUGCAAUACCUACGUUUUCAUUCUUGCGGGUAAUAUGAAAUCUCACCUCUGAAUUCUUUUCCGCCUAAGCACAAUUACAGAAUUUAGGGAAAAAAAGGGGACAGAUCCAUGUAACUGCUUGGCUCUUCGAACAGGGGUUGUGUCUGGGUCAGAGGUAGAACGUAAAUAUGGAUUCUGGGGUCAACCGUAAAUUUCAUUCUUCACUAUUCUCAACCUAGCCUCCUUAACCGGAGGUGUUGUAUGUACUUGGAAGCGUCAGGUGAUGGAAACCAUGGAGGUUUGAAACUGUUUGUUUUCGCGGGUCUGACGCCGUCAAUUUCACCUUAAGACCUUCAGCUACGGAGGGUUUCCCCAACGCCACCAUUUACUUUAUAAACCUCGGCCUUGAUAUUAUUACCAUGAUUAUUCCACGGAAAUAAACGUUUUGCAGUGCCCGGUCAACCCAGGAAACGCAUAUUACAGCUUAAACAAUCUAGUCUCGGAUUGAAUAAUAGUAUUGCAUUUCCUUCUAGAACGCAAGCUGAGAUAAGAUUUUCAUAUUUCCGAUGUCUAUUUGAUCCUCAGUUAUGAAUACGCCAAGGUCUACUCGGAAGAUGGCGUCAUUCUGAAUCAUAGAGAGUGCUCAACAGUUCUUGGAGAAGUACAUGAAAUACCUUUUGGUGGUUUGGACGUUAUACACGCGGAAGUAUUGAUACAAAAUAUGGAAAGCAAGGUUUUCACUGAACUUGUCAUUUUGAAGGGAGGUCUUCAUUCAGGUAUUCAAUAUUUUCUCGCUUCUGGGACACCUAGAUAUGUUAUUUCAAUGAAACAAAACAUGGCAAAGUCACCAUUAAUUCAAGAGCGGUUCAUUGGAAUUGUUUUUGUGUUGUAUGGAGGCUCUGUUUUACUCACAAGUACAAAGAAUAAGAAUUAGUUAGAGUGACCAGCGUCGCAUUUCUCCUCACAUAUCACCCCUGAAUCCCAAAUUAAGUUUACGAGAUUGAAGAAAAUGAUCAACAACUUAAGAAGCCCUUAAGAAAUUUACAGUAAGGCGAAUAUGUAUGCUAAUGUUAGGAUGUAAAGGGUAAGUACCAUAAUAAGUCUGCUUAACAAUUUCCAUAUUGCACAAUAGCUAAACCAACACAGGUGACUUGGAAUAUCAACGGAAAUGAAGGGAACAGUUUUAUUUCAUUGGACUGGAGUGGUUCCCCUGGCAACCUCGACGUUAACUUCUUUGUCAUAUCCCUAAACCAAACGGAGCUUUCCCCAUACGUUAAGGACGACGAUCACUACUAUAACAACGAAAAGAAACUGGUUCGUUUUCUUAAAAUCGUCAACUCAUCUGAGACUUCCAUUAACAUAACGGACCUUCCUAUAGCUGCGAAGUUUAUAGCAACAGUUUACAUCAUAGAUAAAAACUAUAAGAUUUACAAGAGUGAGAAACUUAUGAUCUCGACGGAAGAGGGAGGUAAGUUAUUUUGACAACAUUUUCUGCUUCAAGUUUUUUGUGCUGAUAAGAAAAGUUACUAAUUAUACGUCUUUUUAACUGCUCCCUCUCUCAUGUUGCUGGUACCCUUUAAGAAAACCUUCAUUGCUGGAACAAAUUUCAGUUAAAUUCAAAAGAUCCUGAAAAUUCACAAUCAACGAAAACAUGGGAAAUGUGGAGAAGAAGUUAAAAGACAACCAGCUAUUUCUGAAUUUUAAUGUAUUUGCCACUCCCUUUUGGAUAGCAAAAAGCUCCAUAGUUACCAAUGUUUUCACGGAAUUUAUUGCCACUGUCAGUGUGUAUAGACUCGUUGACUGUUUCUUAAAACUAUAGUAUGACGAACUAAAGUUGUUAUUAUUAUUGUGACCAAAACUACUCUAUAGUCCCCCUUGAUUGAUUCGUCAUCAUUUGAAUUUCUUUAUUAGUCUUUUAUCUUUCUACCCACUGACAUCACCUUUCGUUUUUGUUUUCUGUAAUUUGUCAUGAGGAUUUUCUAGAACUAAAACUAAAACUCAACUUGACAGUUGAGUUUUAUGUCAUAUCCAAUGAAGAGCGAGCUUUUUAAUUUAUCACUUGAAAUCUUCGUACUUUAUUGAAAGUGCCACUUAGGUUUCCUUAUCCUCACGACUGGUCCACCAACUUGGACAGCCACAGCGUUUCGUUCCAACUCAAUUCAAUCGAGAGGAGAUACCGUGGCGGUGAAGUCCUGGGCUAUCGUAUCAUGUACGGUCCCUGCUGUGAUCCAAAGAACUUAGAAACUAUGGACGUGGACGCAGAUACCAGGAGAGUCACGUUAGAAAAUCUAACCGACAGUCUCACGUAUGCCGUUUAUAUUGGUGGAUAUACAAGCAAAGGAAUGGGUGUUAUGGGAUCAUUUGGGGCAACUUGUAAGUUAUGAUCUGGCAAAUGAUGUAACAUUUAUCGUAAAGGAUAAAUACCAAUCAGUUGGGUCCUGGGAAAUUAAACGGAAUUAGAGUAUUUCGUUUGAUUCCCAUCAUAUAUAUUUACGGAAGCAGUACAGACCAAGAUUCAAAGCUCUCUUUGUUUCCUUCUUGCAACUUUUUUUCUCUCCCUUUUUUCUCUUUUCUCCUCUCCCUCUUCCACUUGCUCUUAUGCUUCCAUCUCUCCUCCUCUAAUUGCUCUUUUAUCGACCCUUCCAACUCCUCUCCAUCAUCGCUCUUCUUUUCCCCUUGCUUGUUUCGAAAGUUAAAAAAAAGUAGCGAUGCCAUUAACCAAUAAUGUCUUCGCUAAGCCUAACUUGUUUCUCAAGCCAUCUUAAAAGAAUUUAAAUCAGGUACUUCUAACUAUAUCAUUGAUAUAUUUUUCUGCUUCUCAGUUUGUGGUGAUGAUAUGAAGGCAGAUGCCGGCCGGAUUGUGAGUCCUAACUAUCCUGGUACUCCGUAUAUUGGUCAUGAUCAGUGGGACGAAAACCCGAAAUGUUACUGGAACAUUGCACCCAAGUCUAGCGUGUCGGGAAUAUUCCUCACCGUCAGACAUUUUUUCCUUGGUCGCAGAGAUCAAGGAAACCGAUGCAAGUGCGUUCAUUCACUUAUCUGUAAAGGCUUUACAUAACGCUAAUUUUGGGGGUUUAAGGAGGCUCCACCGCAUUGCAAUCUUAUCCUCUAACAGUUUGUCCCCAUAACGACGAGUUAGCCUCGUCACGCAUAAAAAAAUUGAGCUACGAAGCAACACGUUGGUAGCGAGGCAAAUUUUGGAGCAUUUUUUCUUUCCCGUGAAGAAAUCUGCGAUCACAAUUUGGGAUACAGGUAGUAGCAGGCAGUAAAUAGAAUCUGGGAGGCACGAGUUCGAAUCCCGCCUUGUUUGAUUUUCAAUUUGCAAGUCAAAUGAAAUUCAUUUCAUAAUAAAUUUCUCUUUUGUUUGUUAUUCGCGUCUCCAACGCGUCGCGGUAACAGAACAUUACGUCAAAUGUGUGAGAAAAUUGACCACUCGACAUGCGAAAUCUUCAUUAAAUCUCGCUGCGAACCGGUGCAGCAUAAGUCAGACUCGCUUUCAAGUUGCAAUUGUACCCUGAGUGUAGGACUUGUUAAUAAUUCAAAAAUUGGAUCCAGCCCGUGUCCUUAGCUUUGAACUGCCAUGUGGUGUGACGUAGAUUCCCCUUGUUCCCGUUCCCCCACUCCCCCGAUGAUUAGAAAAAAAUCGUAGUUAUCGUUCUCCUCUAUGUCUGUAGUGGUCAGCUGAGGAUGUACUUUCCUGGCAUAUCAGAAAACGAUGAAAACCAAGCAACUGACCUUUGUGGACAUAUACCAGAAAACCUGACUAUACUGGUAAUAGAUAAAGUUCUCAAUCUUAGAGCAGCGGGGUUUGGAUAUCACCGCUACGAGGAGUAUCGCAACGGUUCCAAAUUUUUGAUCGACUAUGAGGUUGUAAAAGGCGAGAUUACCACUGUGACAGGUAACGUGCAGUUCGUAUCCACUCAAAAUAUUCUUAUGAUGUUUAUAGAAACAAUUUUGUCAGAUUACAAAAGAAACAUACUGUAGCUGUAUUUCAUUCGCUUUGCACAUAGCAUUUUUAUGGUGACCGAAAGGAUUCCCAUUUUCAUCUAAACAGUGGGUUUAAUUUAAAUCGUGUUCGAGAAUCUCGGGUUUAUUUUGUAUUAUCAUUUGAGCUGAUAACGUUAAUUGGCCACCGUAAAGGGUUUCACAGUUGACGUUUGGAGCGUCAAUCCUUUGUCGCUCUGACGUAAGCUUUGAAACUCUUUAAUAAUAUUAAUACUAAAUUACCAUGCUAUACUCUCCCACCAACGCAUCACCACAGUUUCUUUAGAAACUUAACCCCUUUCUUCAAAUUUCGUUCAAGCGUCGAGUUUUCAAUCAAAGCAAAACAAGUUAUCUCAAAGAGUCAAUGAGAACUGGUGGUAAAAUUAGCUAAACUGAAGAAAGUGCGAAAAAACGUAACUGACCCUGUCGCAAUUGCUUUUAGUUUCCCAUCUGUUUGAUUGCAAAGGAGGCGCGAUUUUCUUCUAGACUCAUUACAAAGGGAUGAAAGCAGAACCCAUGCAAUCCCAUAAUCAAUACACUCGAUAUCUGUCAUUUUUGUAACAACUAGGGGAAGUGAUUGAAUCAUGGUCUGGACUUCAAAUGGACGUUGGCGAGACCUUUGUCAUAGUAUCCUGGCCUGAGCCACCAGGCAGCUUUAUCAGCCUUUCUUCUGUAGAUUAUUACCAAGUCUUAGUGGGAGGGUGGUCUGAUAGGAUAUACGUACCGCAGAUCGUUACAGCGGAGGAAAAGACACUGAAAUACGAGUGGCUGUUUCCUUCGAAAAAUUACACCCUGAAAGUUAUAACUGUGCUAAAAGAUGGGAGACGAGGAUGCACGGACUGGAUCAAGUUUAGGACUACGGAAGGAGGUAAAGCAAAUUCGUGUUUGUAGAGAAUCAUUAUUGGUCACGAAAGUCUUCCAUUGUAUGACGAUAAAAUACAGAGCAUACUAGCUUUUCUGCCCAUCAAUUGAUAACAGAAGAGUCUCUAUAUUUUCAAAUGCGCGAGGAUAAUCUUUGCGUUUAUUGUAGAACAGAAGAAAUUUGAAAAAUGUUUUCGGCCAUACCAUAAAUUCAAUUAACCCUUUAUAUUCCAGCAGAGAAAAAGACAGAAUUUCACCUUACAACAUCAGUAUGAAAUCAAACCAGCAAGUGACGAGAGUAAAGAAACAUAUCGCACAGGGGAAUGUUACUUGAUCCAACAUCAAGUUCUCCAAGCUAACAUCCUAGAAAUUUUAUGGUAGACAGUAGGGAGAAUAACUGAUGAGAUUUUGAAAGUGUAGGGGUCAAUCAUGUGAGAGAACAUUUCAACCGCAAAGAUAUAAUAUUUCCUUAAAUAUUAUAAUAACAAGUACUUUGACUCAAUUUUUUCAUAAAGCUGAUAGUAUGCUCAUCCUAUCUAUGUUCAUGGCUAUGUCUUAGUACCUGCAAGCAAUCCGUUCAUCGAUAAAGUUGAAGUCAUUGACUACAGCACAAUAUGGGUCAAGUGGUAUAGGGUGGACGAACGCUAUUCCUACGGCAUCAUACGUGGAUAUCGAGUGCACAUCACUCAGGCCAACAACUAUGAUUGCUCGCAAGGCUUCUAUGAUAGCGUGACCGUUGGCCCGGAGGAAACGGAAACGACGCUUACAGGUUUACCCGCAGGAACUGAAUUCCGCGUGUGGGUGACGGCGUUUACAUCGAUUGGGGAAGGUCACCAGAGACAUGAGCAAUGGGUGAAGACAAGUGAGAUGUCACUCCUUGUUAUUAAAAUGUGAUUUUAUUUGAUAACAGUACUCAACUGUGUUAAUCAGUAGACUUCGGGAGCAUUUACCAGGUCUCUAAUCUCUUUCGUUCGUGUAUUUUCCUUCUCUUUAAUGAUAAAUGUCUCAUAGGGUAAACAAUUUUAUAUGACACUCAUAGUCCCAUAAGUUGUGGGGCAAAUAGUCAUAUGGUUUAACAGUGGUCUCUUCAUGGUCUUUUAAGAUUAAGAGUAAUUAUUUCGUCGUAAUGGCCAUUGGUGUUCAAACAAGAUCCUUUCCGAAGAAAUGCCAAUGGAUUGAUGAGUAUCCUGUCCUAAACAUGAAAAACAAGGAAGGCCUAAGAAAAAGUAAAACCGAAAGGACCCAAGCUUUUUCUAAUUAUUUCUUUUAUUUUCCGUCAUCGUGAGUGACUAAGAAAUGCCCCAGGGAUUUAUAAAAAAGUUGAUGGAAUGAGGUUGAGGGAUAAGGAAUAUAUAGAAAAAGGUUUGUGUUUCCAUUGUAUUUCCAUCACACGAUUGAUUUCUGCACUCUUUUUCAGAAUGCGGGGCUCCACUAUACGAAAGGAAUGGUCUCAUCCGUAGCCGCGAAUUUCCAUCAAGGAUCACAUAUGGUGAUUGCUUAUGGGACAUUCACCCAAAAAACAAAAGCGUUCUUAUACAUUUUGGGCAUCUCAACCUUCCAGAAAGUGAUGGAUGCAGGUAUGAUGAAAUUGUUAUCGUGAUCUAAGUUCAAACUUUCUCCAUGACUUUAUAUGUUAUAGCACCAGAAGAUCAAGUAGACACCAAGUCGCUCUGGUACGGGCCAUAAGAUAAUUUCUUAAUUUUUGAAAAUUAUUGGGGUGUUCGUGAAAUAUCUGAUCUUUAGUCGCAAAGUUUUCUGUGAACUCAUCCCAGACGGUAUAGAAUAUUUUUUUUGCAGAAGAUACAGAGGGGCUCGCAUUCCAAUCAGGAGUCUCACAUGUUCAAAUUCUGUUGAAGUGCUGAAAUUAUUUAGGAAAAUUAAACGCAAUUUGAAUCAACGCAAAUCAGUUCUUGGUUCACUUUUGUUGUUUUAGUUUUAACUACAAAAAUAUUCACCAUAAGAUGCAUUCGAUUUUCUUACAGAGAUUUCUAUGCAGCUGUAGGGGAUAAUAGUGGCGUUGAACCUGAGCUGAUUUGCGGUGCUAGGGAGCCAUUUGACGUUCUUGUGCAGGCAAAGAAAGUGCUCCUUCUCUCCCACGCUGAACGCGAAAUUCAUGGGGACAGAAUAGGAUUUCAACUGCACUACAUGACUCUAAAUCAUUCUGUCUCAGAAGGUAAAGUGAUAAGAACAAAACGAUCUUUCACUUUUUAUAGGAUAUUUUGAGCAGAAAAUCAAUUCUUAAAUGCUACACUUAUGACGUGCUUGUGAGUCUUUACGACAUUUCUAGCAUACUUAGAUAUUAUAGGAAACCUUUACUAUUGUGAAAAACAUUAAAUUUCCUGUUUUAAAACGGUUUUUUUCAACUCGUAGCUGAACUUAAAGCAGGCUGGGUAAUAACAACUUCCAAUGUCGCCUCGUCGACUGCAGAUAUCGCAUGGUCACACUAUUCACCAGGUGCAGGAGAGACACUUGUAUUAUAUGCAAUCGUCUGCACACGAACUUUGCAUGAGGCUGGACCAUCCAUAACAACCGUGGUGAAGGAUAUUGAUAACUCAACUGCAGAGCGCUUGCGGCCUUAUACCGAUUAUACUGCCCAGGUUAUUGCAUUGGUCAAAAGUGAACAUGGCGAGAUGAGUUUUAAAGGAAGUGAGGAAGUAUCCUUCACAACUAAGGAAGGCGGUAAGAUGAAUGCAGUUUGUUUAAAGAAGUUUGGAAUAGAUCAAGCCCUAGAGGGGGAAGGUGGGAAUGAGGUUGAGGCGGGGAUGUAAAUCAUUUCUUUUCAAAUAAGUGAAAGCCAGCCUCACACACCUCACUGCUCACCAAUCGAGAAUUAAUGAUUCUGGGUGCUGUAUUGCGUCAAUCAUUCUUGUUCGAAAAUAAUCUAACCAUCCUGAUGAUCAUUACUUUUCAGAAGUCGUAAUGUAGACCUUACCAGGUCCACCAAAUCGAUCUUUGUUAUUUUUGGCGACAUGAAAAACCGAACCUGGUGUGUCUUAUCAAAAUAUGUUAAUUUUAAUUCAAGUUCCAAGUAAGCCUCCGGGAGACGUCGAAGCAAGUUCUGACGACGGCACGAUAAUCGUCACAUGGAAGCAUAUUCCGAGUGAUCACAUCCAUGGAGUAUUAGUUGGCUACCGCGUCUACUAUCGUUUGUAUGACGGCCACGUGGAUGACCACGAGCUCGACCUCAACCAGUUUUUCUUCAUCGACGUUGAUCAUACUGCCUUUGAAGCAAGCAUUGGGAAUUUGACCAAUUUCGAGACUUAUGAACUGAUGGUUGCUGGCUUCACUGCUGUGGGAGUGGGACCUUUUAGCGAACGUACUCAUAGCAGACCGGGUAAAUGCAGGAAUAGUUUAUACUGUUAUGUUAAAUGAAUAUGAAAGCAAUCUUCGCAAUAAUUAACACUACUUAAGCACUAGUGAAAUUAAGUCCUGAAAAAAAUUCCGGACUGUAAGUGAUUUGAACCCAUGACCUCUGCGAUACGGGUGCAGUGCUCUACCAACCAAGCUGACAAGCCAAUUAGGACCUGUCAUUAUGUUGGAUCGUAAUAAACUCCUGAAGUGAAAAAUAAAUGACUGUGAAUAAGUAAAUGUUUUAGAGCAAUUGUGUGACUCAUGAAGUUCGUUGAAUUACGACAAGAGAGGACUGGACUGAUUAUGAAGCAUUUUCAAUACAAUACAGAGGAGCAGAAAUAUAAAACAAUCUGCCAAAAAAGUUAAAAAACCAAAGUAAUCCUGCAAUUCAUUAAGCAAUUCCUAGCCUAAGACUUAUACACACAAAAAAAAAAUACAAAAAAUGAUUUGUACGUGUUAAAAUACAUAGAUAUCCAAUGAAAACCAUGUUGUACUCCAGCCAGCCGCCACUUAAAAUGCACUGCCAACCGUGCGUGGGAUCUCCUUUGAAAAAUGCAAUGGGACUUGCCAAGAUCUCCUGCCUUUGAAAACAUAUUGAUAUGAUUAAAGUUAAAUUUCGCUGUGAUAGGCAAAUCAACUUGAAUCUAAUUUUACCGCUAGAAACUAUGUGCACAUUUUUGAUGUAAUCGCUUUGGCUUCUCUAGGUUGCCAAACCAGUAUACGCAGCGACAUGCGCGUCAUAUCAUCUCCUGGAUAUCCGAACACCUAUCCCAACGACGCGGAAUGUUUUUGGAUUUUUGAGAAGGAAAUGCCUGUCUUUGAUGUGGUCGUUGUGAUCGAAGAUUUUCACACAGAGGAACCGGAUGGAGGAGCAAAUUGCACGUAUGUUGUUUAAGAUAUUCCAAUUAAUUAUUCAGAUUCUUGCUGAUGGCGUAAGCAAAAAGCCAAGAAAAGCCAAUGGACGCCCAUCCUUCCCUUCAUGACCCUUCCCCUUGCUGGUGCUGAAUUUUGAUUGAAGAAAGAGAAAGUUCUGUGAAUUUUUAUUCAUUGUCUUUCUUUUAGGAAUUGGAUAACAGAUUUUAUUGGAUUAUUUAAUCUUGAGCCAUUACACGUAGCUGCCGGUCCAUUUUGCGGAGUUCAUAACCCUUUUGCCUUGACUGCAAAGAGUUACCAACAUCGCCGGGCUCUGCUUUAUUUCCGCUCAAACAAUGGAUUUGCUUUCAAAGGCUUCACCUCUACCUACUUUGCUAUCACGGAUUCGUCCAAAAUCAGUGAGUACCAAAUACAACAUAGAGUACAUUACCUCAGCAAGCCUUUUCAUCCGGGGUAGCGUGGUUAGGCGAGGUGAUCUUUGUUCGUGUAUUAUACGGGCCCUAACAGACAGCUUUAAAAUGGCCUGGGUUGUUCGCCUGACGCUUAUCGUUCGAACGACUACUUGAUUUCUUGGCCCAAACAUAUUCUUACUUUCGCGUCAUUAGGAUCUUAGGUCAGAUUUUGAAUAUCCGGGAUAAGAAGUUUUGAAAGCAACUUCGAUUAUUUGGCUAGCCGAACUUGCCUGCCAGAGCGCCUGAAAAAAGGACUGUGUUUCCGCUUAGAUUUUCUUGCAAUAUUCUAGUUGCAUUUUGCUACUGGUUAAGUAAAUAAGAACCAAAAUAUAUCAAAAUUAAACAAUAGCAUUUCUUACCUGAUGAUAACUCAAAUUAUUGGGUAAUAUUAAAUUCAUGUGACGCUAAAACCAGUCAAGCAAUGUAAGGAAUACUGAAGGAGCAAAAACAGUAAUCAAUCCACUAUUUGUUACCUUGGACUCAGACUUUAGGCGAGUGAAGGGAAGAAUGACGCGAAAGCUUUUCUUCUUCUUUACAGCUGUUUCUAUUGGCGCCACCGAAAGUGUUGAGGUUAAGAUGACUUGGGAAUCCUCCCAAGAUGUAGACAAAAUUGAAGAGUAUUAUGUGCUUUAUAAAACAGUCAAGGAAAAAGAGAUCUGGAGAUUUCAAAAGACUGUAACUCCUUCAGCUACACUAGUAUUGCUACAACCAUCGACAGAUUACGAAGUAAGAGUAGUUGGGUACACCGAUCGCGGAGAAGUUUACGCGAGUAGGGUAACUCAUUUUACUACUAAAGGUAAGCUUACUGUUUACGACGUGAAGUGCUUUGUUAUCUAAUGAGGAAAUGAGUUUUUCGCUUUUUCGCGCACGUAAGAAAAAGAAAAUUCUGAGGCUUCCACGAGGAAGCGAAUCAAAGGACUUCACAUCUCUCAAUCCGAUGUUCUGGACAGGCGUUAGACAAGGUUUACAUUCACCACAGGUGACCCAAACACUGAACUAAGGAAGGUUGUUGUGUUGUCUAGUCUCACAUAAAAUUUGAUUUGUGAAACUGCCGUAGUAAUACCGAUAUACAGACACUUACUGUAAGUCAUAGGGAAAAAUUCUUCUUGUAUUUAUCGGAAGUAAAUGAUGUUGACAAAAUAUAGAAUUAAAUUGCUGCUUCGUGCCUCUCUACAGAUUUGGAUGAUAAUGGUGAGCCAACUAAACCUCCAGAACCGGGUAAAUUAUCCUAAAAUGUUUAUCUUUUCUCUCUUUUUAUUUUUUCUCUUUUUCCCUUUUCGCAUUUCCUUUCCCUUCACCAUAGAUGAUUUCAAGAUCUCUCUUCAGUUUUCUUUCCAUUCCUUUUAUGUCCUCUUUCUCCGCCUUGCUAAGGUUUCUUUUGUUAUUGAUAGUUGAAUCCAUUAUGGUCUAUCAGCAAACAUGUUUGAUUAUACUUUUCUUAGCCCCAAUCCACCGGAUGUAUCCAUACGGAGUUGACGCUGGAGACUCAAUCAUUACAUUUCCGUCAAGAACUAGGUGCUUUAGAAUUGGCAGAGAGAAAUUUGACACCGGAGGUUUUCCGCUGUAUGACAGAAGGCACAGAAAACUUCACGUGAGUCACUAAACUGAGAGGUCACAAACCUUUAUUACUUUAUUUAAGUGGGAAUUCAAAUAAAUGGCUCUGUCCAUGGGAAACGUUUCGAAAAAUAUGGGAAAAUCUCCAUACGUUUUCCUUUUUUCUAGUUAUAGCAAAAUUGUUAGCAAGUUGCUACUUACUUCCCUUCGUUCCACAAAAACAAUACUCCUUCGAAGGACAGUUGUUGUAGCUUCUAACCCAUAAUUCCAGGCAUUCACAGAUAAGGAUCAAUUAUCCACAUAAGGAACCUACACGGCGUCCAAUCCAUUUUGUGCUAGAAUAACUCAAACUAUUAUUUAUUGAAAUUUCUCACAUGUGUUGUUCUUCUUAUUGAAAUGAAAAUAAUUCUGUCAAUCUGCAUUUAUAGAUAGUCCUACCUCAAUAUAUUGAAAUUUAAAAAUUAAGUGUUUAAGUAACGAUAAAUAAAUAAAGUUCUCCUUGAAAUGGCCACAAAUGUGUUCAAGGACAAGCGAAUUUGCCGUUCAAUCUCAAUAACUCGCGUGUUGGGUUGAAUAGCCUUUAUCGCGUAGUAAGCUGAGGCUACUUCAAGGUUAGGCUUAUUUCCUUCUUCCUUUUUAACACAUUAGAUAUGUCCAAAUGGAGCCAUCCAGUUCGAAAGAGACGGAUUCAAUGAGCAGUCAUACAACUUUGGUCAAAGACCUUGGCUUAGAUAUGUGUCAAUGGUUGCUCCUUAUUGGGCACCGACCAACCUUGAGUCGUUCAUUAGCGGUCCUUCGAAGGUUUUCUAUCAAUUGUAUUACGCGGGACAGGCGGAUUCCAUUGCAAUCUUAGAGAACGCUACUUCUGAUGUCCUCAGUAAAUUCGGUGGGAAACUGCCACAAGGAAAAACAUUCAAUGCAUCUUGGAUGCUCGUAGUUACGUGGAAAGAUAUUCGUCACAAGGUCUUACAUAAUAUCAAUAAGAAUUUGGUGAGUAACACAUGCAAAUCUUUUCUGCCUUAUUGGUUUAAGGGCAGCCACCAAAAGAUGGUAAACAUAAGCCGAUAGUCUGUCAACCUGAGUGUUGCAGCUGGUCCACGCCCAGCCGUCGCCUGGUUACCCAUACGGGACAUUUAUGGUUUUUUUGUGUAUGCGCGCUGGUGGGCAUCCUCGAACGGUGCCACGAGGCCAUGGAUUUGAAACCUCACUAUCUCGCUCAGUUUCUCGAUUUUUUAGUCUUAAUGUUAAGCUAAUAAUGUAAAAUUUUGUGUGAGUUAUCUCAAAGCCUUCGAGGAAUAAAGGUUUCAUAUUGCAAAUGGUUAGUCACCGUUCGCGGCAACACUGAGUAACAACGUUUAUAGUCUUAUGGUUUGUUGAUGUGAAACCAAAAGAUGCUAAAAAUGAUUUUUUAAAAUUGUUUCCCUUUCUUAACCAAACAAUCCAGAUAGAUGGCCGACUGAUUGAUUUGUAGAUUUGUUAAUUCUUUAUCUGAGCAACUAAUUGACUAACGAUCUAUCAAAUGAAUGAUUAAUUGAUCGAUUAAUUGACUAAUACGAUAAAUAUAGCUCUUGAUUCAUUGUGUUUGUUUGUUUGAACUGAUUGACUGAAUAGUUUAUCGAUCUAUUAAUUGCUUGAUUGUAUGAGACAAAUGUCCAAUAAUUGCAGAGAUUUGCCAAAUUGUCCAUAACUUUAAACCAACUUUACCUUAUUCAUAUAUUUCCUUGGUCUUUUUUGUUUCAGCUCAAUACAUUUCAAGCUCUCCUGAUUACUGAUGGCAUAUUCUCUUUUGCCAUGUUUAACUACCCCCAUGACGGAAUACAGUAUUCUGUACCAAUAACACGGUGAGUCGUAAUACCUCUACAUCAGUUAGCCUCGAUCAGUUGGUCGUAAUAAAAGUUAACCGAAAAACUACUCUUUCAAGCGCAAGAAAGGGAAGUUAACCGUGAGCCAACUUUUUAACUGUUAGUGGCUAUCGCCAUCACCCUCCUCUCUGCGUACUCGCUCUUUUCUUUUGAUAAAGGAAUAUUUUCAGCAGACUGAAGUUCUGUAAAACUGAUACUUAACCUUCUUAGUCUGAUCUAAAUAAGGUUAUGUUUCCGUAAUACUUUCUUCCCUUUUUCAUUUUGUUCUUUGCAUAAGUGACGUUAAUUUCUUUGCACUUUUUGUUUCCAGUGAAUACUACGAAUAUUUCGCCGACUAUAAACCAUUGCCUGUUAUUGGCUGGAAUGCCGGUGAUAGAGACAACAAUUACUUUAAUCACCCAAGGUAUGAGAGAUAACCUUUCUUUAAGGGAAAGCGGGACUUUUCCCUGAUCGGUUUUUGUCGCGGUAAGCACAAAGCGCUGGGAAAUGACCUAGAAUUGUUAUUGAGGGUCUCUGAGAUCUCUUUCAUAAAUUGUGGGCCUAUGAUUCCUAUUAGUUUGUAUUCAUGUAUAUUUGCCUUUCUUGCCUUGAAAACGUGUUCAAAGAUCACAAUUCUCGUUAGAAAAGCUAGCCCAGGAAGGCGAAUUUGCACGCACAUAGAAGAAUAAUGAUAGUGCCCGCCGUUUAAAGUCAUUUAAAGUCUAUCUCUGCGAUGCCACCCCAACAUAUUUGACUGAGUUCAAGCGCUCCGCCAGAUAAGUUUGUACUUCGGGUAGGAUUGGGUUCGAAGGGGGGCGAUAUAUGGGCGAGAUUAACAAUAAAGACGAGAAACGAAUUUAAAGCGUGUAGAAGCAAAUUAUUGCAGUCCUUAAUACAACGUGAUGUUGAACCAAAUACUUGUAAAGCUUUUUGUUUGUUUAUUAAUUUCUUUCAUAAAUUUCAAUUUAUUUUAUAAUUGGCGCAAUGGUAUCAGCAAUGGCCAUGAGUUUUGACUUGGUUCUUCGGUAUAGAGGAUAUCCACUAUCAUUGCUCUUACUUCCACUCCAUUCAUUUUCAUUCAUCUUUGUCGCACGUUAGCCUUUAAAUAUCGAACUACUCUGCUUACAAAAGUUGUUGCAAAAUAACUGUCAACUCUCUCUUACUCAACAUAAUAACUUAAAUGCACAGGUCAGGAACUAUUCAAGCUGAAGCUAUCGAUAAUCUUGUUGGAAAUGCUGGGAUACCUGGAAGAUGGAUCUUCCGACUUGAAAAUUCGAAUGGAGAAGAAGACAGCGACUUGAAGUGCUUACGUUGGUAUGCCAAAGAAAGGAGAUAUGUGUUCGCUUAUAGCAGAGAGCCAGAUCCGUGUCCCUGUACCGGAGUGCAAGGCUUCUUCGAUGAUCGAUAUGAAUGGGUCGAGGCGGAUUUCCCCUUCAGCUACUGUUUUUACACAAAAUUCCCCAGACAAGGACGUGGCCGCAAAUGCUGCUACUAUACAACCCUAGAUAAAUUGGCAGCUCUCAUCAUUGGAUUCCCUGGUGGAGGCUCCCUUCACCGAUACCAUAGCCUCACUACGUCACUGAAAGAACAACACGAAGCAAGUGAUCUCUACGGAUUCCGCCACUGCUGUCUAGAGGCUAAGAAUCCAUUUUUGUGUAACAAGUAUUAUGAAUUACGGCCAUCUAAGGGAUGUGAUGGAUAUGAGCCACCUGUGUGGAGUAAGUUUUUGUUACUUUUGUUAUUAUUGUUUAUUAUUAUUGUUGUUAUUGUUAUUGUUAUUAUUGUAUUUCUUUCAUUCCAAUGGAAGUAUUCUCACUUGUUGGAGUAUGGACAACCGCUGUUCCUUGUCCACAUUCUAUUUGCAGCCACUUUGGCAAAUCGAUAUCAAUCAUCUUCACGGCAUUCAAUGAACCACUUAGUAGGUAAACAAAGUAAACAUGAUCUCAUGAGGUAUCACUUUCGGUUUGCUUGUCACAAAGUAAAGGCUAUUUAAGUGAUAUUGCAUUUGCUAUGACUAGCUAACCCUGUUUCACUCUCUACUAUCUAUGUGCCUACAACAGCCCUCCAUAUUCAUAUAUUUUUUUACAUAACUUGUUGAUCAGGGACAAAAGUAACUUGCUAUAAAACAUUCGCAUAAGCCUUAUUAAAAAUCCGUGAGCAAUUUUUCCAAUCAAGUUUCUCGUCUCUCGAGAAAAAUGUUACUUUUAUCAAGUCUCUUAGAUUACUAUUCUCUGACUCUCGAAGUUAUUCGUGUGUUGAUUUUGCUACAGGCUGGUUAUGGGGCGAUCCUCACAUUGUUACUUUAGACGGUCAAAACUACACAUUUAAUGGGCUUGGGGAGUACACUAUGGUGGAGUUACAAGAUGGAUCAUUCCAGUUGCAAGCUCGAACGAAACUUGCUAAAGGAGGAGGAUCAGCAACCAUUUUUGUUGCAGCAGUGGCAAAAGAAAAAGAUACAAGCGCUGUCCAAGUUAAUUUGAAAGAUGAAGGUAAGUUAAAAAAAAAAAAAAAGAUAUCAUGGACGUUUUAUUGUAAUAACAAAGUCAACUACGUUUUAACUUAGAUGCCACAUUAUACGUUCACGAAAAAAAAAAUUCUUUUCUUCUAAGGGAUCGACAUUCAGGAAGCUUUUAUAGGAAAUUGUACCAGUUUAUGGUGAUAAGAUUAAAAGUUCCAUUUGAACUUCUUUAAAAUGUUUACCUUGCGAUUCGUUGCCACCUCUGAUUCAAAUAUGUGUUGUGAAUUAAACUGAAGAAAAUUCCUAUCCUAGCAGAUGAUCGCUUCCGGGACAACAAUGUGAAAACUUUAGUAAGCUAGUAUUAACUGAGGGUCAAACGAUCGAUCUUCCGAAAAUGAUAGAAAAUUCGGGAUUACCUACGGCAGCGAUAAACUAGUAGACUCGCGGGAGAUUCAUUCCUUCAAAUCUUCCUUUUUCUUUAUUCCAGGAGGUUUAGAGGUGUUCGUGGAUGGUGUUGUUUUCCAGAACUACAGUACCUUGACAAACAUCAGUAUAACUCUCGACGGGUCUGUGUCAGUUUCCCGACCAGAGAACAACUCCUUCCUUGUUGCGUUUCCGUCUGGAAUAUCUGUAACAAUCACUGAAGUGCAAGGAUCACUUUCCAUAGUUUUUGCUGCCCCAACCAAUUUCAAAGGUCAAACCAAGGGCCUUCUGGGCACAUGGAACGACAACGUGGUGGACGACUUUCUAAGACCGGAUAACACGACGUUACCAUCUAAUUCUACAGGCAGACAGAUACAUUUUGACUUUGGGUUGAAAUGUAAGUUUUAUAGCCCAUGAUUUUUUAGUCUUCCUUUUCUAUAUUAUAACGAAGAAAGCCUGUACUCCUCCGUUUGCCUUGUUGGACAAAAAGUUACACAUAUGCGAAGGUACGAGGGAGACGUCACUUUUUACUUGCAAAGCCAUUGAGUCACGUCAACUGUAGUCAUGAUAAUUUGCAGGAAAAAAUCUAAACAAAAAAGCGGAGAGCUGGGCAUUUGUACUCUGAUGUUUAUCCUAGGUUUUCUAGACAGUCACGAUACUUAGCUUAUUUAGAUGUCGUAUUCUAUAAACUGCAUUUGACGCUAUAUUACAGGGCAAGUAUCGUCAAACACGAGCCUUUUCACCUAUAAACCUGGGGAAAAUACGAGCUCUUUCGUCAAUGAAUCAUUUGUUCCAAUUUUUCUGGAUGAGCCCAUACCAUUUGCAAGUGACGAACUGAAACAGCAAGCCGAGGCUGUAUGUGGCGGGGAUGCCAACUGUUUGUUUGAUAUAGCGUCUACCGGAGACGUUGCCGUAGGAGCUAGCACCAAGCAAGUUGCAGUGCAGUUGGAAAGUGAAUCUCAAGACUUACGUAAGUAAACAAAGCUACAUUAAUACCUAGCCAUUUAUAAACGUUGUGGACGUUAGUCAAGCGGAGCGCCCUCAGGAAAUUGCCAUGAAUCUCGUUCAGGGGUUCGGUUUUAAAUAAAAAGCCAGUCAUCGUGUUUUCACAAAAGCCUCUUUUCCUCUUGUACAUUUAUGAAAAGGUGAAGCAUUCAUGAAAACAGCGCAGUUUUGGAAGAAUAGGCGAUCGAAAAUAGGUUUUAGCUGUCUGUAGACGUAAUUACAAUAAUGAUUAGGCACCUUGAUACAAAAAAUUUUAUCUAAUUGCUUUGUUUUGGUGUAAACUUCGUCCAAAGUCGCCUUUGAUUAAUCAUCAUGAUUCGUUUUCUUUCAGUCUAUUAAACAAUUACAUUAUAAACUCAAGAUUUCUAUCGUACCAUAGAUGAUGAGGGUAAAGCACCAUUUUUUGCCAGGAAACUUACAAAUUUAUACUAGUAAAUGAUUUUUUUCUUUCAUCCUUUAGAAAAUUUCCCGCCAAAAAUUUUUGUAGGGCCAACUGAGCUUAACAUAACAGUCAACACUACAGCAAAUGUGACGAUUGUCGCACAGGAUCCCAACAAUGACACGAUGACUUUCUCUGUUAGUGGGACUCUUCCAAAGGGGCAUACAACAUCAACCACCGAUUCCUCAAUGUCACUUGUAUGGGAAGUGACCACUGAUAAGGUACCUUGUUUGAAUUUGCCAGAAAACGUUUUGUGCUAUGAUAUGUGGUCGUGUGACUUAGUGUUGUGACUUAAGAAUGAGUACUGAUAGAACUUGGGACGAAGGUAGAAGCGAAGAGAAGGAGAAGGUAAACACAGAAAUAAGGGCGUAGGUUGAAGUGAAUAGAGAAAAGCAGGACGAAAGGGAAGUAGCAGGUUGAGUGAAAUGAGUAUUAACUGAUAAGCAGGAGGAAAGAGAGGAAGAUACAAUGAUAAAGUAGCAACAAUAGGCCUAUCCUUGGUUCCUAAUUUAUCGCCUUCCACUCAUUAUUAGACCUGGCAACAUAUCAUGUGAGUAUAAUAUAUUGCCUCGUUUGAAAAUAUAUCACUCCUUCUGGCAGAUUGACAUACAAUUCAUAGUGGCCGAUGCAACAACAAGUACAGUUUUACAACCAGCUAUUAACGUCUGCGCAUGCCAAAACCAAGGGGUUUGCACACCCGUGGAGGAAGACGAUGCCGAAAAUAGUGCUGACAGCAGUGAGAACAAAUUUAGUAUUUUGUCAUGCACUUGUCAGAAUGGAUAUACCGGAACUUUCUGUGAUGCAGACCUCGAUGCUUGCGAAGAAAAUUUCCAGCCUUGUUACCCGGGUGUGACUUGUAACGAUCUACCAGCGCCUGCAAAUGAAACUGGAUUCAAGUGUGAUCCCUGCCCAAACGGGUAUUCUGGUGAUGGAAUAGAAUGUUCAGGUAACGGUUGCUCUUUGUUUAAAAAUAAAUUCCGUAUUUCUACAGGCAAAAUUAGUUAGAAAAUAAGAAAAGUUAGAAAAUGCUUAAUCUUAGAAAGGGGAUGACAAGUAUCAGUAAUGUGACUGAUUGUAGUCCAAUUAGGUCUCUAACCAUGUGAGUAUAAUAACAGACAGAAUUGGACUACACGAAGUCUUGUUACCAAACUAACUAGCUACCGGUGACACGUUUUCAUGAAAAACAACAGUUAACACAGCAAGAUGUGUGACAACAGCGUGCGCACGUGACGUGUGCUGUCCAACUACAAAGCCAUGACGUGUACACUGUCCAAUUAGUGCUCAACUUCGGCUGGUGAUAACCAACCACGUUCAAGAAUUUUCCUAUAGUUCUAAUUAAGUAUGAAAUAUAUCUCUGCCUCUAACCCCUCCUUUGUAUUUUUAGACGUGGACGAAUGUGCUAAGAAGACUGAUGGCUGCAGUGACACCUGUAUCAACACUCCUGGAUCAUUUGUGUGCGAGUGCAAAGCGGGAUACUCUCUCGGAAUAGAUGAGAAGACAUGCGCAGGUAAUCUAAAAGAAAAUGAUAAGAGGCUUUGUUUUCUUAUCUUAGAAAAAAGCUCUUCUGAUUAUAUUCUUCGUGUUUGAAGAGCCUGAACCAUUUUCGAUUUUAAUCGAAGUCAAUUCUUAUCUCGAUCUAAGGGGUUGGCGAGGAUAUUGACUAUUUUUCACCCUUGUUAUCCUAAAUUAGGUUUUUUUAGUGUUGCUGUGGCAUUACUCGUGUAUAGUCCAUUGGUAUUCAACUUCGGUGUUUCGACAUUACACCAAUUUUUUUAAAUUUUUUAGGGUUUGGGGCCAGUUUUCUGUUCGUAUUUGCCAACAAUCAUUGUUUUAUGCCGGUUAUAUCUUUAUCUUUAGAUAAUGAUGAGUGUUCUCCAGUCGGUGAUUGCAUGCACAUUUGUGAAAACACCCUGGGAAGUUAUAACUGCAAAUGCAAUGCAGACUUCAAGGUGGACCCGGAUGAUUCAAAGAAAUGCAUACGUAAGUAAUUCAGUGUCACUUUCCUGAUAAAUUCUGUUGUAUUUCCUGUGAAGAUGUUUGAUUAUGAGAUAUGCUGGCUCUUUUACAAUUCUAUUAGCAUCCAUUUCAUCUCUAAGUUGCUGCAACCUUAUUUUUUUUUAUACUAAACGCAUAUCUUUGUGCAGUUGUGCUCUUAAAGUAAAAUCCAAGCGCAGUCUUCGUACAGUCUUCACUCUUGUUUUACAUGCAAAUUCCACAUGCAUGUGAAUUUUUUUCGCGAAAGGCAUGUGGAUGUAUUUCAAACCCCUCUGGAAAAUGGUAUUUCUUUCAAAUAUCAUUUUUAAUACUUCUUGACGCCCACAAUAUAGAAAAACCUGCUUCAAACUUUCGAAAACUCCUCUGAAACUACUUUGCAUAAGUAACGUUUUUGUCUGUGCGUUAGUGAUAAUUAUUUUAUUGAAAUCAUUACUGCUUUAAAAAGGGUUAUACUAACACUUAGCAAUCAUGACACAGCUUUGAAUCCUUGUGAAGGAGAUCACGGCUGCCAACAUGUCUGCUUCCAGUCCAACGGCCAAGACAAGUGUUCAUGCAAUGCAGGGUACGAGUUGAAUGGAGAUGGAAAAACCUGCUCAGGUGUGUCAUGAAUACCCGAGCUUUAUACCGUGUUGAUGAAUAGAAGUCGAUAAUUUUUCUGUUGAUUUUAACUUAUUUGUUAGGUAUUUUUGAGUCUCUGUUGUUAAGACCAUACCACACAAACACACACACACGCAUUAUACCACCAUAGAAAACCAGAUUAAAACAAUGUAAAACUCCUGCAGCCAGCCAUCUCUUGACCAUCAGUCUUCUCUCGCUCUUCCUUCUUUCCCUCGUUUUUUAUUUUCUUCUUUUACUGAUGAGGUUGAGAAAUCUUACGAAAUUACCUUUGAAAAGAACACUUUUGAUCACACAUAGAUGUAAAAUAAUAUUAAUAUUAAUAAUAAAAAAACACCGCAUCCAUGCGUGCAUCUUAACAAUAAAUCCUAAAUGGCUUUCUUAAAAAAAAUUGGUGCUGUACCAGGAGUGGAUAUCACUCCGAGAGGGAUGGUGUAAGGGAAUUUUUCCAAUUCUUUUUUUCUUUCUUCAGUCCUUUUUAAACUUGUAUUAACUACAUUGGGAUUUAUCUGCCACCGUAGCAAAGUGACUUAGAUGCAUUGCUUUUUUAUACCCGUUUUUUGUGUUUUCUAGAUGUGGAUGAGUGCUCUUCAAGCGACAACAAUCGGUGUAGUCAGUCUUGUAAAAACACAGUAGGGAGCUAUGAAUGCUCCUGUGUGGCUGGGUUUAAACUUGACAGCGAUGGUUACGCUUGCAAUGGUAACAGCUAAAGUUUUUUAAUUAAUUAUCUCUCAAGAACGAUCCGUGUAACAAAUUUUGGAUAUAAUGAUCUAUUUAAGAAGUAGGAAAAUUUUUAUUACUAUUUGAGAUAUUUCGUCUGGUAGAAUGAAGUUUUCGUCAUAAUGGCAAACUGUGUCGCCUUUAAUUCUUUUUAUUUCUACCUCAGAUAUCGACGAAUGUAUGGAGUUUACGUUUAAUUGCGAUCCCUCGCAGAAGUGUGAAAACACGCCUGGUUCCUACAAGUGCGUCUGUGAUGAAGGACUUUAUUGGAUAGAUAACAUGUGCAAAGGUGACUUAUUGCCCAAUUAAUUAUUUGCCUAUUUGCCCUAAUGAAAUUCCUGAACUACUUGCUAGUAGACGUAUCGAACCUUUAAUUUCGGUCAUUACUGCUGAAACUAAUUAUAGGUGCAAGUGGUUGUCCGUGAGUUAGUUAGUAUGCUCAGCAAGUUGCUAGAACUUUAACAGAUGAAAACAAGUGAGCGAAUCUGCUUAAUUCUGCUUAAUAAUUCCUAGAGCAAAAUCAUGGGAUACGACCAUGUGAUAAGUAAGGCUUUUUAUCUCGUGAUAGGGAUGGCUUGUGGGCUUUUUUCAGACUGCGAAAUCUGCCGAUUGUAAUCAAGGGUGGAUUCCUUUUAAUUUGUAUGUUUGAUAUCUAUUUUUCAAAGUCUCGAUCAAAUACUCAUAAGUUCGUGAAUACUUGAGCGCGAAAAUAUACCAAUAUACCAGUAAGAGAUACGUAAUUUCACGCACAUUUUCUUCUUCAACUUUUGUACUGUGUUACGAUAGUAGGUGAAUCUGUUUUGAGGUUGAUAGCAUUUCUUCAUCCUCUCUACACCUGCAGGGCUAGAAAAGGGCGAGGCUCCUCCUCCACCCCCUCCCGCCUCAACCCCAAGGGCACCAUCAGAUGAGGAGAAGAGUGAAUCGGUCAACGUAGAGGUGGCCUUCAAUAUCUCGAUGGUGAGAAACAGAGAAUACUUGCAUGUGAUAAACUGCACUGGCUGCCUAUAGUCCCUCUCGCUACAUUGUAGCAUGAUGGCAGUGAAUUUGCGUCUUCGACUGUUUUUUUGCCAUUCUGAAAAUUUGGACAUGUGAACCGUCAGUAUGGCAGAUUAUCCUUUAAGAAAGGAGAAAUUUUCAAUAACCACAACUGAUAUACUGAAUAAUUCUUUUUAUUAGUGGAACGUUGAAGUUGAAGAGAAGUUCAAAACUACCCUAGCAGAAGCAGCUACCAAACAUUGCGCGACAAAGGACGAUUGUACAGAUAAGAAAACGAGGUAGAGAUUUAAUCUGUCUAUCUACAAUAUAGCCGAUCGAUUGACAUACUGACCGUGUAUUGUCUACCAGGUCAAUAUUUUGGGCAAAUUAAUCACGGUGCACUAAACGACUAAAUAACUAACUGACUGACUGACUGACCGACGAACCGACCAACUGACCAAAUGACAGACCGACUGACCGACCCACCGACUGAGCGACUGAGCGGCUGACCGACAAGCUGAUUGGCGGACUGACGGAUUGACUGACCCACCGACUCACCGACCGGCUGACUCACCGACUAAAUGACCGACUACCUGACCAACUGAAAGACCGACAGACUGAUCCACCGACUGACUGACCGACUGAACUGACCAACCGACCAACUGACCGACUGACCGACUGACAGACUUGCCAAUCGCCUGACUGAUGGACCGUCUGACUGACAGACAGACUGACUGACGGAAUAUUUAUCGUAUAAAACUCAGAUCAGCCGACUGCCUAUCACUGCGAACUAUUGGCUGCUUAACAGACUACAAGUUUGACAUAGGUAGAGAUCGGAAGGCUUAUAAAUCGUAGCUGACUGACUGACUAUCGAACCAAUAGCUCUGCAUUAACGAAAGACUUAAGAGCAAGGUCAUUUCUUUGGCCCAGGGCGUCAACGCUUUAGUUGUAUACAGGGCAUCCGUCAUAUAGCAACACCGGCGUCUGAAGGUUUUCGAUCCAAAAACUUUAUUCAAACAUCAUCAUAUUUCAGAUCGAGGAAGAAACAAUUAUACUAAUCCACCCAUGCACGUCUAUUGCAUCUUUUUUUUCAGCUCAAGGCGCAGGAGGGCAGCGGGCUACGUCAGAUUUACGGAAAACCAAGUUCAUCUUCUGCCCGGUUACCCAAAGCAAAUAUCUGUAGUACCUCUCCUAGCAAGCCUUGCAUUUUAUGUACAAUUUCCUCCUGGAUCGUCAGUCCCCGUCAUAAAGAAAGACGUCCUGGCCAACAUCGUUCAAGGGUCACUGGUUGAACUCUCGAGCUCCAUAAAUGCCAAUAUAUCGAGCGUACAAAUCCUUUUUGCCGAUACAACGACGGUAACGACUCCUGUGACCGCAGCGAUCCCGACAGAAAAAGACAGAUCCAAAAUGCAUGCCAUCAUUGGUGGAUGUGUUGCUGUUGCUUUGCUCCUCAUUCUUGUCAUCAUUGCCACCAUUUGGUACUGUAAGAAAAGAAAGAAGAACGGGUAUGUCAAUACAUAUCUUGUUUGACGCGAUCUUAUGGUAGUAGAGGGUAAUUUAGAGGAAGUUAAUAAAUAGGGCAAAAAACUGCUGUGCUAACUUCCGCUUACUGUGCUCAAUGUUCUCAUAUACUCUACCAACAUUUCUCCAUCUAUUGGCGAAAUUUUUAAAGAAGACUACUGGUGAAGAAGUCUACUAGUAAGACUAAGAAUAGUAAUAAAUGAAAAAUCCGUAACAAAGAUAGUUGAAGCAUGGCCAUAAAACGAGAUCGCAAUCUCCGAGAGUAAUUUGCCAAUUUUGUCCCCAAUUCCUCUAUAUCGACCCCUUCCUACCCUGGACAGAAAUGAGCCAUAGUUUUUGUGGUCAAACACCGUGCAGGUGAGGAGGUAGGGAAGGGGGAUUAUUGUAUUGAGGAGCAGCACAUUUAAAGUUUAUUUUCCAAGAAACAUUUAAUAUGGAGGAGCAGCACAUUUAAAGUUUAUUUUCCAAUGAAACAUUUAAUAUGGAUGUUUUUACACCAUGUCUCAUGUUUACAAUUAAUUUAUCACGUCAUGUGUUAUCUUCGCCAUCUAUGACGUGGCAAAUGUGUGUCACGGGAACUAUAUCAUUACAAGUGUGUGGGUUCUUUAAAUCUGACCAGCCCACUGAAGAUAAGAUAGAAAUUAUGAAAGAAAAAAUUGGCAAAAGUGAAUUCGUAUUCGGGCUGAGUCCCAGAGGUAUUUGUUUCAAGUACUUUUUUUUUUUUUUUUUCACUAAUGAUAACGUUAGGUAAAGUAAAACUGAAUUGUUUAUUGCUUUAAAUGCUUCAGCUCGACACACCCUUAAAUAUGUGUGGCCACUUUUUUUUUUUUUGCUCAUAGACACUAACUCUGCUUUUUUUUUCUCAUUUUAGAAUUGCAAAACAACGAGUCGACAGUGAGCACUCAAUUUCCCGAAAAAUCUCAGGGAUGGAGAUGGCGGCUGUUAAUGAUGCGUAUAUGAUGAGUCCAGGUUCUCUUCCACCAGGGUCAGUGGAACCACAAUAUGAAGAACUGGAACGACCCGAAAAGGAAUAUCCUAUGUACAAUAAUACAGAGUAAUUUGAUGAACAUUCGAAUGAAGAACAUAUACUUAAUGAACGAAAAUGUUUGCCCAAUGCUCUAGUAAGUAUAUGUUUUGAAUGAUGUACCUAACACUAUGCAGAAAGAGAGCCUCUCUUUCCUCUGCACUUUGUUAAACUUGUCAUCACUGAGAGAAGAUAAACUCUGGCCUUCCGCAAUCA